Messenger RNA from Porites lobata, 70115 nucleotides. The record is from the annotation of a GenBank genome assembly. Lineage: Eukaryota; Metazoa; Cnidaria; Anthozoa; Scleractinia; Poritidae.
AGAAAUUUGCAGCAAACACGCAUUUUUUCUUUCCCGUGAAAAAGUUAAAAACUGCGUGGAAAGAAAGUCAAAUGCAACAAACAAUGUGAUUUUGAGCACCAAGAUGUGUAGGUUUUUGUUUGAAAUUCGUUUUUGAUCGCAACAUUGUAUUUUUUCGGAUUUUUUAACGGAACUUACAGAGCUGUCAGCGAGUUUUCAGUGCAAGGAAAAAGUCAAACAUGGCCGAACAAAAAAGAAGCGUCACCGGAAAGCCGAGCACAAGAGACCUCAAGGGCUCAAGAAAGAAUGUGAUGGUUGGCAUGUCUAUGGAACAUGAAGCUUGUCCCAAAGCUGACAAACUCAGGCGAAGGAAAAGUGUCGCCUCGCAAUUUGCUCAUCCGAUGACGGGAGAAACUCUUAAAGAAAGACAGGUAAAGAGCUACAGAAUUUAGAGGAAGCCAUUCACAUGAAUUUAAAGGACCGUGCUUUUAAUUUAUGGUUUCUUUCUUGUGACUAACUGGUAUUUUCAUGAUCUUUUUUUGCAUCGUUUCUCUCAGGGUAUGUUCUUUGUGAUGCUGAUUCGGUUUUUCUUUCUUUUUUCAUUACAGCAAAGAGCAAAAGAAAACCGCGAAGCUCGAAAAAGGAUGAUAACCGACGAGUAUAGGUUUAUUAUGGGAAUUGUUGGUGGCUACCUGGAUCUUGAAGUCUCUGCCAUUGAAGAAUUCAUCGUUGAUUCUGAAGAGGUAUUUGAAUUCUCAAAACCUUAUAGACUGGAAUAAUUUUUAUUGACAAGAAAACCACGCGAAGCGCUGUAAACGUCGGCUUGUGGAUAAACAUGUACUCAGACGAGAAACAAACAGUGAAAAUUGAAAAGACAAAAAUGACAGAGCUGUUAGCGCGAAUUUAAGCUUCCAAGGUUUUGAAUAAUAACAAACAACAUACAAACAAACAAAGGAGAAACAAAGACCGUAAAAAUAUUGCAAACGUUUGAAAUGUUAUCGACAAACUUUUCAUCACCAGAUUCCACCGUUCAUUUUGUUUUCAUACUACAUGCAGAUUUGUUUUCUUCUUGACAGUAGUUUCGUGUUUGUUCUACCCUGCGAGCAGAGGCUACAUUUUCGCGAUACGAGCUGGCGUGCCGGCAGAGGCUACCUUUCGCACGCCAGCUCAUACCGCGAAAAUGUAGCCUCCGCUCGCAGGGUAUGUUUGUUCCAAAUGCUCCUCCCUAAAUUUCAAAUCUUCAGCAUGUCUUCUUAACCCCUUCCCUCUCCCCAAGUCUUGGUAGCACAUAUAAUGAAAGGUGGUAGGUUUCCUGGUGACUGGGAGUUUUCAGACAAAUGCUACAACUGACAAAGGCCUUCACUUAUUCAAAGCAGUAGUUUGAGUUUAUAUAUAUUUUUUUCCAGGCCGUGUACAUGAUAGAUAGUUUCCUUAAACCAAAAGGAAGACGAUCACUUUUGUUCUUUUAUCAGGAAUUGGAUCUUGAUGGAAGUUGUAAGUAGUAUGAUAAGCUCCGCAAAGAAAAAAUUGCAAGUAUAGAUAAAUAUAAAAAAGAAUGAAAUAAAUUUACAAACCAUAGCUUGGACUUCCAGGGUACAGAGAUAGAAAAUGUGACAUUUUAGUAAAAUCCAGCUAGUGGUCUAUUAUCAAUGCUGUAUUCUGAUUGGUUGAGCUACUACUAGGCUAUAUGUUAUAGCUCACUAGUAGCGAAAAGCGUCGUGUUUUUCGCGGCAAAAAAGGAUUAAAGUGUAGGUUUAAGCAGCUAAAAUUUUUUUUAUUCUCGAUAUUUUUUACCAACUAGUUGGAUUUUACUCAUGGCCUCUGAGUCAAUAGCCCAAUCGGCCUUCGGUCUCAUAGGUUAUUAACCCGGAGCCCAUUCGGGCUCGAGGAAUAAUUUUUAAGUACCGUACUGUCAGUAAUGGUUGAAUAGAACAAAGAUACCUGAACAUGGAAAGUGUCUUGUCUAAAAAAAAAAAAGAAUGUUAUACACCCAAGUGGAUGUAGAGCCUGACCCAUUGAGAGACAGUGAAAAGCAAUCAAUAUCUUGGCUAAGGAAGCAACCCCAAGAAAUGACGAAGAGACAUACCCAUGUCACUAAAAGUGUUUUUCGUUUUGCUCUGAUACAAAUUGUGGUCACACCUUCAAGCCUGGUCAAGACAUCUUGGGACACUAUGCUGAUUUAAAUCGCAAUCUCAUUCCUAUGAAAGCUUGGGAAUGUUGUUAGAGCCUAUUUCUAUUGACCCCCUCUCCCCCAAACAAAUUUGAUUGUGAUGAGAAAGACUUGGAUGCACGACAUCAACGCUUCACCAGAGGGAAAGGGGGAAGGGAAAACAGGGGUGGAUCUAGGGGGAGGGUGCAGGGGGUGCACACCCCCCCCGAGAUGACCUGCGGUUUUCUAACACAACUGGUAUUCUGCAAAAAAAAAAAAGAACUAUGUGGUUUGUUGGUGUUGAAGUAGAGCAAGAGACGAGUGCACCCCCUCCUAACAAAGAAUUUUUGACCAGGGUUGUAGAUGUGAUUGCUGACAUAUUUUACUCACCCCAACAACUCGUCCCAAGACAGUAUAAGCUAAUAUUAGAAUAGAUACUUAUGAUAAGUCUGCUAAUAAUAUACUGCUCCCUUUUCAUUGUUUGAAGACACUGAAGUAAGAGCUCGUUCAGUGCUACAUGCUCCCAAGUCUGGAAAAACCAGUGUUCUUCUAGUUACAGAUGGAUUAGAAGAGGGACUGACAGGAACUCUAGUGUAUUGUGUGAAAGCUGAUGCUACCAAAGACAUUAAAAUGAGGAUAAUCGCUGAUGUAUGUUACUUUGCAAGGUUUAACCAUAUAAGUUCAAAAAUUGAUCCUUAUCAAUUUUCUCCAAACAAUAUUAAUACAUGAUCAAAAAAUGGUUAUGAGAAUUAAUAAAAUAAUUACCUACAUGAAAAUGAUUUGUUUUCUAACAAAUUCUUGCAACUGAUAUUCAUUAAGGAAAUGUAUGGAGAGCACUUAAAGGAAUUUUGAAAAGGGUUGAUUUCCCUUUCGUGAUUAAUUAUCCAGGGUGAAAGAAAGUCAGCUUUACAGCCUGCCACUAGCCCACAAGUCAUUUCAACUAGCCCCAAACCCUUUUUGAUUAGCAGGAUUGAUUGCAAUCCUUACAUCAUAUGGAUUUUCCCAAAAAACAUAAAACAAAAAACAUUGCAUAUGAUAUGUGUGUUUUUCUUUCUUGUUGACUAAUAUUCAGGAAGUAUCCUUUGGCAGUAUCAAUGUUGCAGAAGCUGGAUCGCUUAUUCCAGCUCUUAAGGCUCAUCUCACAAAGAUCUACUUGCCAGCUAUUAAUGCAAUGUCCAACUGGGGAGAACUAACUGGGACCCCACAAGGAAUUCAUGCCCAAAAGGAGUUUGUUGAAUCUUUAGACAACUUUGUGCAUUUUAUAGAUGGUAAGACAAUUUUGGUUCUAGAUUAGAAAUUAGAAAUCUGACAAAAUUGCACUGUUAUGGGUAAUAUAGUGUAGAUCAAGGUUCAAGGUUUACCAUAAAUAUAGUUUAAAAUAAUUAACUACGAAAAGUCCACAGCAUGCAUAACUUGCCUGCAGCCAGUUUGCUUUAAAUCUAACAUCAGACACAACUGUCAAUAUUAAAAUACGGAGUUUGAGUUUGACUGGGCUGAACAUUAUACGUUUGUUGAAUUUUUUUUUUUCCUCAGUCUGUUUUCAGUCAUGUUAAUGUGUGAUAACAAGAUUAAAGCAAACGAAAAUAAUUAAGGUUAAAUUAAACACAACAGCUAUGCUUUAAGUAUCAUACCUACCAAAAUUAAGUGAUUAAUUGCCAUGUAUUCAUUUCAGCCAUUGUGUUUUUUCGUAGGAGCGCACGCAUCAGUGAAUGAAGCAAUAAAGUUACACCCUUGUAAUGUGAUUGACGUCAGUUCCCUUGAGGGGCCAGCUGAUUAUCAAGCGCUAGCAAACAAUCAGGAAAUACUCUCUUUACUGGACGAUCUUGUGCACUCUUGGUGUAAACAGAUUGAAAAAGUGAGUUCUUUCACGAUGUAAAUGAAAUUUCACCACUUUCGUCUCUUGCUAACUCGGUAUUCACAUUGUUUGCCCCUACGGCAAAUCACUUAGUGAACCAUGUUUGUUAACAACUGACUCGUCAAUCCAGUGUUGCUGCGUAAGGGAAGUUUUCAAUAACUUUUUGGUUAAAGGCGUAAUGGCUUUACAUUAAUAACUACGUUGUCGUAGCAUUGUAAGGUAGAUCUCUGAGAUAUAAAACUUUCGACAAGUCUGCAUUUACUUAGGAGGAAUUUUUGGGUUAGAGAAAAGCACUACCUUAUAGCAUUGGGAAGACAUUUGAGAGUUGGGAAUGAUCUAUUCUGGAAUAGUACAUGUACAUGUACGUCAGAUCAGACCGCGCUCUGAUAACGUGAUUAUAAUCGAGAGACAGUUGGGAAUUUGCGUUGCCAGAACUUAUCAAUUGGAACAGAGAGAGAGAGAGAGAGAGUGAAAGAGAGUAAUACAACUGUUACUGUGUACAGACUGUGCUCACCUUUAUUCUUGGCUUAGCAUGCAAGUGGAGGAAAUAAUGUCAAUGGUAUUUGUACUUUCUGUCUUGUUGCCCAUAGGUGCUGGCCCAGAGCGAACAGAUGAGGAAGGAAGCAGAUGAUACAGGACCCAUGGCAGAACUGGAACACUGGAAAAUGAGAAUGGCAAAAUUCAGCUCACUAGUGGAGCAAAUAAAUCAUCAAGACUGUAGAGCAGUUUUACGAAUUCUGCAUAUUGCUAAGUCAAAAACUCUUAAGGUGACUUUGUUGAUGAGAUGGUCUCUUCCUUUAAAUACAUCGAUCGUGCGCCGUCAUGAUUUUAUCGCGAUAUUCAUGCUAUCCUUGACAAUUACUUGUUAGAAACUGGUUUUCUAAACCGACUGUCGUUUUUACAAAUUUACUUUAGAUAGUUGCAGUGAUCCUCGAGAAGUUGGACAUGAGCUAGAUAGUGAAGGCUGAUUAAAUGUAACAAUGUUACGAUUUUAACUGCAUUACCCGGUUUUCUUUUUUCAAGUCCGUUUUUUAAGUUAUUUAUGUAAGGUGAUGUCUAAUUUGCCCAACAAAGCUGUUUAUGUCUUAUAGUUUUGGCGUGAGUUGGAUUGCCGCAUUACAGACGCUGCCAAUGAAGCAAAAGACAAUGUGAAGUUUCUUUACACACUGGAGAAAGCUUGUGAUCCUCUCUAUCACUCAGACCCGGUAUGAACAACCAAUAUAUUUACUCAAAACAGCGCCCUUUCUUGAAUAAGCGCCGUGCUUAGGAAAAAGUACUAAUAAGCACUGCACCUUACUGGCAAAAAUGCAGCGCUUGUUAAAUUUCAUUUUUUGGCAUUCUCUGUUUCUGGUAUAAGAAGUGGCCUUCCUCUCUUGCUUAAACUGGUGGUUUACUUUAAUCCCCAAACAAUGUACUAUUUGCUCCCAGAUAGAACACUCUCUCGCAUUCACGUUUCUGAACACUUUGUCUACCGCUGGGAUCAAUCAUCUUGAAUGCAAGCUCGAAGAAUGUUAAUGUAUUGGCUAUGAAAAUGAGUGAUACGUCAACUUGUUUAGAAUCGUUAUUGACUGUUGGUCGUUUGUCUUCUCAGGUUUCUAUGACAGAUGUUAUUCCUGUGCUGAUCAAUGCUAUACAGAUGAUACACACCAUUUCUAGAUACUACAACACUUCGCAAAGGAUGACGUCUCUUUUCAUUAAGGCAAGCUAUCUGUUUGACAAUUUUUAGUAGGCUCUUAAGUAGGCGUAGGCGUUAUUUUAAAGUUUAUCGCGUUUAUCGCAUCUCGUUCAAUGCGUUGGCAAAUUCUUCUAGUGUUGAAUACUGAGGGACUGUAUCGAAAUUCAGGAGAAGAUAAAAGAAGUCGUUGUCUUGUGUUCACGUCUUCCACAAAACGUGAAAUUAAGGAUUUUUACAUCGUAGUCGGGCAGUAACGGCAACAGAAGAAAUUUACACAAAAGCGUGAUGCACGUACAGAGUUGUUGUUUUGCUAAAAAGGAGCUUAAACAAGAACGACGGCGACAUCUACGAAAACGUCAGUUAAAAAGUGUUUUCGCGCUGCUGCACACUUUAUCGCGCGUAUUCCAUCACGUUCAAUUCGUCAAAUGCUGGCGAAUUUUUGUGGAGUUGAAUUCUAAAGGAUUGUAUCAAAGUUCAGAAAGAGAAAAAGAGGGUCGUCCUGUGUUCGCGUCCUCCACAAAAAGUGAAAUAAGGCAGUUUCACGUUGUUGUCGUGCAACGACGGCAAAGAAAGGUACAAAAAGGGGUAUGCACGUGCAAAGUUGUUGUUUUGCAACACUAAACCUAUUGCCGUGGCCGUCUUCGUUCAGCUUAAGCUCCCUAAAAACUAUUAGCGACCUUUAGAUUCAAGGAUGAGAACGACUACCAGUACGAUUUUUUUGUUUUUUUCGCGUAUUCUCAAAAUAUAGACUCCCCGGAAAGCUUCAUUUUACCAUUUUUCACUAGAAAAGUUAGCGCUGUUACCUUUAGUGAAGGAGGUUACGAGCUCUGCCCAUCGCAAAAUGAGAAAACUUCCAACAUCUGAUAACUCGUUUUCCCCACUUCGACAUUCUCGUUAAGACUCGUCGUAGAGUGAGGACGGCUACCACAUUUUCCCGCCAAAAUGAUGCUGGUUCACGCGCGAGCACUACUUAGUACUGAGAAAAUCUCGUACUCGUAGUCGUACUCGUCUGUAUUGAUUUUUUGCCGUUCGUGUCCUUGUGAAGUCUUCCUAUUGUUAACUGAAGACUGCGCCUUUAUUUCAGGUGACUAAUCAAAUGGUGACUGCGUGUAAGAACUACCUAACCGACCGUGGUGUGAACCGAGUCUGGGACCAGCCUAGACAGCCCCUGAUAGAGAAGCUUAAAGCCUGCUUGAAGUUGAACCAGGAAUAUCAGAAAUGCUUUCAGCGAACCAAGAAGCGCAUUGCAGAGGACCCCAGUAAGAAACCUUUUGAGUUCUCAGAGAUGUACAUCUUUGGCAAAUUCGACACGUUUUGCAAACGUUUAAGCCAGGUAUGAAUCAUACUGUAUAAUGCGCCCUUAAUGUUUUUUUUUUCACUUCUUUUGAUGGUUAUUGAGCAUAAACUGUGCUCUUAGUCUUGUUGCAUUUUAUGUAUAAUUUUCUAUUGUUAAUUUAUUUGCGACUGUUUACUUGUGGACGACAAAAACGAUUUAAGCACACGAGAAGGAUGUAAUUAUAACAAUUCUUAUACAUUGUAGUCACCAUCUGUCUUCUCUCUCGACUUCUCAUUGGCUAAAAGCCUACAGUUAAUUCUGGGAAACAGUGCAUCCUACAGAUUAUUCACUAAUCUGUACCUACAGAUUAGUGAAUAAUCUGUAGGUUGCACGCGCAAUGCAUGAUUUCCUUUAUAAAGACGGUGAAAAUUAAUUUUUGUUUAUCACUGAGUUGUACAUUUUUAAGUGUUUGAAAAUAAACUGUGAUCGCUGCGAUAAUGCGUUUGUCGUUAUUUUCUUCAAAACAAUGUAUAAUAAAACAAUUAUUAGAUUCCGUUUUUGUGAUAUCCGGAAUAAUCAAAGUCUCGGUAAGUGUUAUCAGCCUCAGCCUUCGACUUCGGCUGAUAACACUUACCUCGACCUUGAUUAUUCCGGAUAUCAUAAAAACCUCAUCCAAUAAUUGUUUAUAAUGCCUGGGGCCGGGAAGUUCAAAGCAGGGUUAAGAUAACCCAGGGUCAGUGCAAAAUUUCAAUUGAGAUAUGAAAGCUUUAAAAUCAAAUCCAGUUUUAUUAUUUUUGUCACAACUUGAUAAUGUAAUGCUCUAAAAAGAAUCGAGAAAAUUCUCCGGUAAAAUGCUUUUGAACAAAAGAAAAAGAAACCCGGGUUUAAAUUUAACCCUUGGUUAGCGCUAGUCGGCCCAGGUCUGGACCCAGGUUGAACGUCGAUCUUCAAACUUCACAUCUGACAAACCUAAUGCCGGUAAACAAAAGCGAUUGUUCUGGCUUAUUAACAUUACGUUCAUCACAUGAAAAAAAUACAAAUGCAAAUACCUGCUAUUAUCUUCGGCCCCUAUGUAGUAUUUGUCCUUUUUGCUUGUUGUUGUAGAUCAUAGAAGUAAUAAAUGCGCUGGAAACGUUUUCCGUUUUGUCGGAGUCAAAGAUAGAAGGGAUUGAAACAAUCUCGAAUAGAUUCCAUCACAUGUACUCGGCACUAAAGAAGAAGCCAUACGAUCCUUUGGACCACAGAAAAACCGAUUUUGAGGCAGAUUUCUUCGAGUUCAGACGCCAGAUUAGUGAAAUCCAGGUUUGUCCUGUGCUUGUAUAUUUUUGUAUGAUUUGUUUAUUUAAGCCACAGGUCACCCACACCACUCAUUAUACUCUUCUCCUGAAUCAGACAGUCUAUCAGUGAAUGAGGUUCGUUAGCAUUUUGCCAGUUUUCUUACCCCUCAACCGUGUUCGGUACCCUAUACUUCUUGGUUCCAUUUCAUCAUUUCUAUAAAGUUUCAUUUUCAAAACCGUGAAUAUGAGUCUUAGUAGGUUGUCAACUUUCUCAAUAAAACCACUGACUUAAAUUUUAGCGUAGGUAUAUCCGUCGAGGUUAAAAGCACUCUACUAAGUUCCUAAAAAGGUUGAAUAGACCAGGGACAAAUUAACAUUUGACACACUUUUGCACUAGACCAUUGUAACUAUCCUGCGCUUUCCAGCUGUCUUGUUGUUUAAAUUGUUUGUAUUAUUUUUAUAUAGAAUCACUUGAAAAUGUUUAUGAACUGCUGUUUUGAAAAAAUAGCCACCACUUCUCAGUCUUUGGAGCUGUUAGGCAGGUGGGUAUGCUUGUGCCUUACAUCGUCCUUUAACGCUUGAUAGUAACAAUCAACUUAGAGAAGAAAUAGUUAUACCGAUGUGGCCUGUCAUGCAGGCGUUUUCUGGGUGGCGAGUACCAGGGCUCGCGAAGAUUGUGAUGGUGCAAGGGGAUAUGAAUGGUAGGGGGAGACAGGCCACACCCCACUUCGCCCCUUCAGUCCUACGCUCGUUACUUCCCUGUUUAUCUUUUAAUAUCCAAUAGUAACAAUCAACCUUCCUGAAAAUACCGGUGAAGCCUGUCGUACGGUCAGUUUCUGGGUGGUGAGUACCAGAUAUUGCUCAGGCCCCAGUUGUUCAAAAGCUGGAUAGCGCUAACCACCUGAUAAAUCACUAUCCAGUGUAUAAAUAUUCUAGGGAAACCAAUUGCGCUAUCCAGUGGAUAGAGACUUGGAUAGCGCUAUCCAUUUUUGAACAACUGGGACCAGGUUGCGAUGAAAAGAUUAUAUGAAGCAAAGAGAAGUUAGGGGGCGGGGGAGACAGGCCUCAACCCAUUUCCAUUGCUUCUUCAGCCCUACACUGCUUCGCUAUUUACCCUUUACUACUCAACAGUAACAAUUAACUUACUAGAAUACCGGCGUAGCCUGCAGUUCAUUCGUUGUUUGGGCGGUGAGUACCAAAAUUCACUAAGGUUGUGGUGGAGGUGUCUGAUGCUACAAGGGAAAUAAGGGGUGGCGAAGACAGGCCUCAACCCACUUUGCCCCUUCAGUCUUAUGGCCAACCAAGUAACUGCACCUUUACUGCGUUCAAUCUGCCACUCCUGUCAGAAUCAAAGACAGCUACCUCACACAAGAAAUAAGGAGUGCUUGCUUGCUUGCUUGCCUGAAAAUUACGGCUGUAGUACAUGUUAGAAAAGACCUCGAACUUGACACUUUCAGUACAAUAUUGAAAAAUAGUUACCACUGACAAAAUGUGACUCGUAUUUUUUUUGCAAUAAUUAUCACGUUAUGAGCAAGGACAUGAAACAAUCCGGAACUUCUUCCUCGUCCUACAAGCCAUAAGACUCUUGUCACAAUAAACACGACGUGUAACCUUAAUAUAAAGGCUUUGACGAUAUACUGUUUCACUGUCAUGCUGUUUAGAUUUGAAAAGCUUGGAAUACCAAGUCUGAAGCCAUACGUUGAAGAGAGGUAUGCGUACCUUCUCCAACACUUCGGCAGGGAAGUGGAAGUCAUAUCCAAGGUUAGUCUGGUUGAAAUAAAGUCAUUUUUACUGAGCUAGUAAAAUACUGAAAACGUAAUUAUAAAUGAGUAGAUAUAAUUGGCACAAGAUAAUUUUACUAGAUGAACCGACAUGAACACUACCCCUCCCCUAAGACAACAUUUGACUUGUUGACGUAAGGGAGGGACAGGUGGGCUGUUUCCCUGAAACCUAAAUUGAUUAAACUUAGCUGUUUAUUCUGAACUUGUUUUUUGAAUCUCUCUAUUAAUAUAGGCAUAGAAUUUUUGGAUUAAGUUUCGUUGUGGAUCCUGCAGGGUACUUUGAUUAGGAACCUUAAGAUAAACCGAUCUGUUUAUGACUACGGAUAGGUGAACAUGUUUUCCAUGCAGCUUUAUAAAGCAGGACCAUGAUUUCCCAGAUGUGGUAUUGAUUUCGUCGUUCUACCCGGUAACCUUGCUGUUUUUCCGGAGUAGGGGGCGGCUUAUCCGUAGGAGGCGGCUCACCCAGGGGUAGUUAUGGCCGGGGUCCCUGAGUGCGGUUAAUUUACCUGUACACGGAAGCCGUGUAUUUUAACAUCUCGAUGUUUUGUUUUCUUCCAGUUGUAUCAAAAGAACUGUGAAAAUCCCCCAGUGCACCGGGACGUUCCCCCUAUCUCCGGCCGCAUUGCUUGGGCCCGUCAACUCACGAGACGAAUACGUAAUCCCAUGGACAUAUUUCAAAAGCAUCCAUCUUGCUUAAAAACUCCGGAGGCGGCCAAAAUUAUCCGCAACUUCAACCAGCUGGCCACUGUUCUGGUGGAGUUUGAGAUUCUUUAUCACAAUGGCUGGCUGAAGCAGGUGGAAGUGGCCAAGACAGGUAUGAUUGCUAGCAGGGUCCGCGUUAAUUUUUCCCCUGCUUACAGAGGUCUCUCACGGCAAGAGAAAAGGGAGAGGAAAGAUAGACAUCUGCCGGCCUCCGAUUUGUUUUGUAUCAAGCAUGUAUUAGCGUUUCCGUAAAAACUAGUAACGUUUUAGUCACGUGCAACACAACUCACAGACCUGGUGUGCGCGAAUAACAACUGUGAGCUCAGAAAUUUCCAGCGCGCAGUUUUAACAGGGCGCGCGCAUUCCACAUUAAACGAAACCGGUUUGGAAAACCAGUAAGUCUUUGCCUCAUUUCUAUCAUUUUUCUCUUCUUGUGAGAGACCUCUGUUAGCUGUUAGUUUUCGAGAACGCGAAUGACGUCACAAUGACCUUUGGCCGUAUGUAACUUUCGCAAAUUUUCUGGCUGUCAGAGGGCACGGUCAAAGAUACCAAUGAAAAACAUGAGAAAUUCAAACAACAGGCAUAUAAAUUAUGUAAAAACGUAAAAAAAGAACCUUGUAGUGAAAUUCCACUUUCAGGCAUUUUUUAAGCACCAGCGUAAAUUUGUCGUCCAGUAGACAGUGUGAUUCAUGGUACGUUUGGCUUUUGUUAGGGCUGCAAGCUUCAUUGCUGGUUAGACACCCAGAUACAGGUGAACUGUUUGUAAACUGCGAUCCUCAGCUGAUCCAGCUGAUCCGUGAGACAGAGGGGAUGAUGAAAAUGGACCUGCCAAUACCAGAGACAGCUCGACUGCUGUACCUAAGAAGGAAUGUUAUCAGGGGUUUAGCAGAUGAGCUUAAGGUAUACUGGACAUUUAAUACCCGAUCUGAUUACUCUUAAGCCUUCUGUCUCAGUAAUGCACAUGACCAUUCUUGACCUCUUAGUGUGGCAGUGUGGAAAUGCCACGGCCAUAAUUUCCAUGUCAAGUAGUUGUAAAAAUAACACCAAGUAAUAUGGAUAAAAAAGACAUUCAACUUAACCUCUCUCGCAACCACGUGACAAUGCAGAGAUCAAAAUAAACACAUCGCUCUUUGAAGUGCGCCGAAAUAACAGUCCUCUGUACUAACUAUUACUGAACAAACAACUUCCUCUAGGGUAAACUAAAGGAUUCUGAAUGACUCAACCACACUUGUAGGGGAUAUUUAUUGAAUUGUCAAAUUUAUCUCUUAAUUAAUGUUAUAUGCUCUCACUUAGAGAUUUUUCCCUUUUAAGAUUGCAUCUCUGCAAUCAUAGUUUUUGUUGUAGGGUUCAUUCCUGGACGAAUCUCUUUUUCCAAGAGUGGUACCUUACCACGGUAAAUGAUAGUCUUUUCAUAAUCGCCAAAACUGAAAAAACGUUUUCCCCUGACAUGUUCUCUAAUCUAGUCAACUCACGAACAAAUUAUGGUGACUUGUUCGAAAGUGAGAAGCAAGUGUUAAUGUUGGCUUUGGGGAGGGGUAGGUGGGCAGUUUCCCAGAAACAUGUAAUGAUCCACUUGUUGUGUCAACCUACAGCUGAUGCUUGAAGAUGUCAAGAAAGUCAGAGCAAAGAUUCCAAACAUAUUUCUUCCUUUGAUGGGACCUCACAUGCAACGAGUAGGUUUAAGUUAUGUUCAUACUACACUGGAAAGCUUUUCCUGCCGACAAGUGAUAUUUAAUUCUUCACUUUAAGGUGAUGUUACACCGGACGAUUCGCAACGACGAUUUUUAGCGCAAGACAUGGUUGCAAUGCUGGAGCAAUGUUGUAACCAUUCGAAACAAUAGGGCCAUUUAUACGAGGAAAAAUAAGACGCGUCUUAUGUAAGACGCGUCUUAAAUAAGACGCGAACUGUACCAUUUAUACGAGCAUGUCUUAUCUAAUAAGACGCGUCUUAGCUAAGCCGCGUCUUAUUUUAGACCAAUUGUGCCGUUUAUACAGAAAGUUUGCGUCUUAUUUAAGACGUGUCUUAUGUAAGACGCGUCUUAUUUUUCCUCGUAUAAAUGGCCAUAAUGUCGCAACAAUGUUGCGACGCUGUGUUGCGCUGAAAAUCGUCGUUGCGAAUCGUCUCGUGUAACAUCGCCUUUAGACUUUCUCAAAGUCGUUCGCUUGGUUUUCUGGUCUGGUGUGGUAGGACCCGGCUCGCUCGCGCUUCGCGCUCACUGUCGCGCUACGCGCUCAAAAGCUCGACUUGUGAGCAAGUCUACAUCGCCUUCAUCCUCGGAGACCCGGGGGCAGAUAAAGGGGGUGAGGGAAAGUCUAAACGGGUGGAAAAAUAUAUAUGGAACGAAGAAACUUUUCUGGCACCAAUCAGAAGCCAGAACGGCGGCGAUCGUUUGGAACUGGUCUGGUAAGACAUUGUCCCCAGGGGCUCUUCUCGCCGUUCUUUACUUUUCUUCGUGCGAUAUUUUCCGCCCGUUUAGACUUUCCCUCGUCCCCACUAUCUCCCCCUGGGUCUCCGAGGAUGCAUCGCCUUUAGAGAUCGGCGCGGCGCAGCUUCGCUCCGUUAGAGAAAUCGCGCCGAAAUCAGUUUCUUUAUGUGUGAAUAGAAGCCAUAUCCGGCAUGGUUUUCGUGCAGUCGUAAAAGCCAUCCGGUAUAGUGAACAUAGCCUUAGAAAGUGACUUCACGGUUUCAAAAUUCGUAUAGGUAAUAGCAUGAUUCGUAGUGAUAUUUGGCAUAAAUACCACGAGUGAUAUUUCGAAAUUGUUAUACGUAAUUUCACGAGCCGUUAGGCGAGUGAAAUUUGAGACAAUUUUGAAAUAUCACAAGUGGUAUUUAUGCCAUAUAUCACGUACAAAUCAUGCUAUUAUUUGUUUAUACUACUACCCACAAAAGGUUUGUAAUUUUCACAUGUAGGUAUUUCAAAUUAAGCUGAAAUACCACGGCUCUAAGCCAAUCAAAUUGCAGAAAUUUCUGAUGUAGUAGUAUAAAUCGCUGUUAUUCCAUGUCGUUCAAUAUGUAAAAUGUUGGUAAAUUUGUCGAGGGUUGAAUUCUAAAGGACUGUUUAAAACAAGAAAAAGAGGAUCGUUUUCUUGUAUUCACGUCUGCCACAAAACGUGAAAUUAGGCAGUUUCACGUUGUGGUCGUCGACGUGCAGUGAUGGUAAAGAAAUGUGCAAAAAAGCGUGACACGAGGGAAUUUAACCCCAUACCUAUUUUUAAAUAGUUAUCUCAAGACGUAAAAAUCAAUGCGGAAGUAUCGAGCAUUGUAAAUGGUUCCGCUAUCCGUUAUUUUCUAGGUUGAGAGUGCUAUCAGUCCCGGAGUAACCAUGCUAAAUUGGAAUUCUCUUAACAUACCCUCUUACAUCGCCAAUGUGUACAGCCGUUUGCGGCAAGUGGAUCUACUGAUAAAACAAGUUAAUGACAUUCGAGAUGCCCGAAUUGAUGCUGUGCUUCGUGAGAUCAGUGAGACUGUUCUUUGUGAAUUGCCCAAAGAUGAUUCUUGGACUAUUGAUGAAUUUGUUACCAGAACACUGGUAAGCCCAUCGCAGUUUAACCUUUUGUUAAAGAGGCUCGCUUCUAAGUUAACAACUAACUGAGAGACUGCGGUAGAGAGAUCCUGAGUCGUGAGAAAAGUUUGUUGAACUAUCAGCUGUUUUUUCCUUAAGUAGUAGCUCGAUAGUCAGUGAGGUUGACUGUAUUCGUUUAUUUACACGUUAUGUUAGAGACCUGUUGAUUCUAAGACGAGGGCGACUAAGAGAACGAUAUUUUUCCAGUGCUAACGUAAGGCGCAAGCCCGAACCAGCGUCAUUUUGGCGGGAAAACGCGAUAGCCGUCGCCAUUCUACUACGAGUUUUAACGAGAAUAUCGAAGUGGUGAAAACAAGUUAUCAAACAAGUUGUUGUCGUAGCCAACAGUUACCAGCACCGUACAAACGACUCAUUGACGAGAUCAAGCAAAACUAACUACGAGAGAUUGACAAUUUCACUAACAAUAGACGACUGUUUAACUGUGACAAUAGACGGAUCGAAACGCACCAAUUACUGAUUACAAGUCUUCAUAGCCAAUAACAUCACGGCUUAACUGACGGACGACCAAUGACAUCACGACGUAAUUGACCAAUCAAAUCAAUAACCAGAGUAUGAUACCAUCAACUGACGUGACGCAACUCACUUUGACUCUGAAGAUGACUACCGCACAGGUUGUCGAAACGUCAGUCACUGUCAACAACAACAGUCCUAUUCAGGACUACGUUCACCCGGACGAUCAAACUCAACCUACUUUUGAAGUUGUCAAAUGUUAGGAAUUUUAUCAUAAACCGAUAGGGAGAGGGUUUUACCUCCUUCAACGGAAAUAAGCGUACUAACUUUUGUGGUGAAAAAAAAAGGACAAAUUAGCUUUUCGGGGUGUCUAUUUUUAGAGAAUAGGCGAGAAAACAUAAAAUUAAAUGUGGUCAUCGUAGUCGUUCUCAUACUCGAAUCUAAAGGUCUCUACUUUGUUGCAUGCUGUAGAAACGCUGUGAGCCUCUUGGCAAGGUCCUGGACCACAUGAGUCUAUGCGUGGAAGAAGCCGUGCAUGAACUAGCGAGUAUCUUCCUUUAUAGUUUGGAAAGUAUUGGUGUGUCUGCCCUGGGACCUCGAUCUCCGCCUGCUAAGCCUACUGAUAAGGAUAAAGAUCGUAAAAUGGAGAGCAACCGCGGAGAGAAGGACAGCAAAGAACAGAGGGUAAAGACGCCCAAAUUACCGGACGAGAAAAGUAUAAACGAAGAAAUCGAUGAGCUGAUUUUGUUCUUCAAUCACCGUAAUUUCGAAGCUCUUCUGCGGGCUACAAGAAAUGCAUUGGAUGGAAUGAAGAGAAGAUUGUUUUGUAUCAGGUCUUUUUCCUUUUGCUUGUUUGUCUGUUGUUUAGCCUUCUGCAGGCCCGGUUCCUCGAAAGAUAGUUAAGUUUAACCCAAGAUUAAGCCAAAUUUCUAGCACGGUUUUCUUGUCUAAAAACAUGUAAUUCAUGCUUACAAAAUGCUAUUGAGCCUUUACUCUGAGAUACAGUAAUGUUGACACAUAAUGUUACGCUAAGCAAUGCAUUGGAAAGUAAAUACAAAAAGUGGAGCAAAGUUUUAAUCCUGAAUACAGCAACCGGGCCCUACACUCAAACUGGGGACUUUCAAAUUAGACAGUUAGUGAGAGAUUGUGGUCCAGUAGUACUGUUGAAAUAGGCCAUUUCCGAGUUGUCUCAAAGUGAGGCUGAGCACAAAGCCAUUCUCUUGCAAAUGAAACUCAUUUUCACAAGAAAGGGUGUGUUCUUAGCUUCUGUUUGAAAGUGAGAGUUUUUGGAACUCGGUAAUGGCUCAUUCAUUUUGCGUACUAAUUUUUGUGUUUACGUCCUCUUUCCUUGUUUUGUUUCUACUGUCUAUGUGUUUUACUCGAUUUUGAGCAACUGGGGUCAGAAUUACAAUAAAGCUGAAAAUAGUGACAAGAUUUUUGCAAUUGUUUUAUUUUAUUCAGCACAACGCGGUCAACCUACGGCAAGAGAGCCUUUUCUUCAUCCGCUGGAUUAUCAAAUACUUACAACAAAGCUCCAUUCUUCAAGGCCGAGAUAACUCUUGUCAUUCCUCAUGUGGUAAGAAUGUUUGAUUAAUAAAAGCGAGGUUGACAACAGCAGUUUGGUUAGGACAGCGAGCUCAAGCAACGAGAACACUGACGUCCUUUACGUCAUGAAUAGCAACCGGAAGUUUGGUGUCUCGCUUGAUGGAUCGCUUCUGUCUCGCACAACGAAUGUGAAUGCCUUUGUUUUAACUACCGCUGUACGAAUUUGCCAAGUCAGAGAACUGAAAAAUAGAAAAUAUCAACCUCCGGUUGCCAUUUUUGACGUCCGGGACGUCAACGUUAUCGUUGAUGGAGGUCCCUAUUUAGUACUGAUAGAUUUACUCUUACUUGUUUCAAGGCUACGCCAUUGUGAGGAGCUAAUAAUGAAUAAUUAAGUGAUGUAAAAUGCAAACAAUUCCAAACGCCGGCUUUGGCUAAGAGUUGCAGAUUUCGAGUUGUAUCCGUUCUAGGCACAAGUAGGUCAGGUCAAUAACAAAUAGGAAACCAUACAGCUGAUGUACAGAAGAGAAAAACAGCGACUUAUAUCACAUAGUUGGCACGGAGAGGAAUACAUAUAUACAGCUAUUUCGAGAAAGGUGGUCGGAAAAAGUGCACGCGACAGUCCCGAAAGGUAUUGUGGGUGGAUUUGAGGGCACUUUUCUUCAAAGAAAUUUGAAAGAAUGGUACGGGAGGCCACGGACAUAUGUUUGCGAUUGCUAAAGGAAAGCAACAAAAGUAGGUUCGACAUCUUCAGUCGUUACGAACAGUGUAUUGAUCAUAUCCCAUAUUACCUUUCGGGAUUGUCGCGUGCGCUUCUUCCGAAAACAGCUGUAUAAAAAAGGAGUUUGGUUGGUCCAAACGCACACUUGAAUAUUUCCAAACCUAUGAUUUAUACAUGGCAGGCGCCGUUUGUUCAAACGAUGGAUAGCGUUAUCCACUAGAUAGAUCACUAUCCAGCGGAUAGGUAUUUGGUAAACCAAUUGUGUUUAAUCCAAUGGAUAGAGCCUGUUUUAUCCGGUGGAUAGCGUUAUGCACCUUUUGAAGUGGAGGGAGGAAGAAGGAAAUACAUCACACUUUUUGCCAGAUUAAAGGAAGGAACAUUACAAUUACAACUUCAUAAAAAAGGAAUGUAACAUUAGAGUUAAGAUGGCAUGAUAGUGUGAUAUGAUCUUGUCCGUCAAGCACUUGUUCGUUCUUCAUUGUUGAUAAGCUGUGUAUUAAUGUUUGUGCACAGGUCAUCCAUCCCUCUCUGGAUGAUAUUCAGCAGGCUCUAAACAAAGCUACUCAGUCAGUCUUGGAUGUUAACCGGUCUGUGGCUCAGUGGGGACAGAAAAGGUUCAAAAUGAUGGAAAUCAGUUCCAACGGAGAAGCUUCUCCUGGGCACAUCAAGAGAACAGUGCGAGCUACCGACUCGAGUGAGUAAAUUGACCUCCCACUGUAUUUGCUAAAACUUCUAGACCGUUUUAGAGAGUUAAAGACUGUCUAUAACGUAAGUGUAAGCUUUCCAAGAAACUUUACACUUCCCAAGAAAAGGUGAAGUAAUUUUCACUUAAGUUUGCGGUAUCUUUAAUUGGCCUCUAGUUCUCAGUUAAUUGUGUUAAAUAUCUUCAUCGUGUAAAAUUUACACUUUCGGUCAUGAUGACAAUGAUUUUGAUGAAGAUGAUGAUGGUGGUUGUGGUGGUGAUGGUGGUGAUAAUGAUGAUGAUGAUGAUGAUGAUGAAGAUAACGAUGAUGGUUAUGGUGGUAGUGGUGCCUGUGUUGAUACUGACAAUGGCAACAACGUCAACAACGAUGGUGUUAGUGAUGAUUAUGAUGCUGAUGCUGGUGCUAACGAUGAAGACAGUGAUGCUGCUGAUAAUAAUGGCAAUAAUGAUGAUAAUGUUGAUGUUGAGGAAUGAUCAGUAUGUCACCGGUGUGGGUGCUGUCUUGUUGCCGAAUCGAGUUCGUAACCCCAAGGGACAUCCAACCUACUGAAUUUCGAAGAUUAAUCUAGAAGGAUCUAGAUUUCAAUCCCUCAUGGGGACUUAUCCUCUUUUCUCCGAUCCGUGCUUGUGGGGUACUGAUAUUUUCAUCUUUUCCUUAACGUAUACUGAUUUCUUGAUUUUCCCCAGAGGAAGAGAUUCUACCCAGCAAACUUAAGAACUACUACAAGAGCGUUGCCGAACACAAGGACAUCACCAAGCUUCUGAUGGUGCUGACCUCAGUGAUCAGCUCUACAAAGGCGGAGGUCAUGACCUGUCUCGACUCCUUCACACAGUUUCACUCUGUCUGGGACGAAGACAAGGAGAAAGCCGUCGCUGUAAGUACAUUGCAAAAACAUUUCUCGUUUAAAUGGGCUGUCUUUGUUAAUAAUGACAGUUCCGCGUCUUCAUUCGCUAUGGGAUUUGAGAAAUUACUUGUAAAUAGCAAUGAGGAAGAGAAUUCAAUGCUUCGUGUCAAACAAAUAUGUCUUCCAAGCGUUACUUUUAUUGAAGAAGGUUAAACCCUCUCCUGAUUUCAAAAUGAUAAAACUUUGAACAUUUGAUGACUUGUUUCCGGCAUUACGACAUUCUCCUUAGCAGAAUGACGACGGCAAACCCUUUUUCCCGCUAAAAUGACGCCGUUUCACGCACGCUUGCACUACUUAGUAAUGAGAAAAUCUCGCUCCCGUAUCGUCCUCAUCUUGGGGAACGGAAAAACGGGCAGCAAAAACAUGCAACUUGUCUUACAACAUUGCUGCAAGACGAGUUGAAUUGUGCUGUUGCCCGUUUUACCACCCACAUUAAACCUGUCUUGCCUCAAAUCAGGUUGUUAGAAGGUUUGAAAAUGGGUGGUAAAACCCACAACAUCGCUUUUCAACUCGUUCUGCAGCAAUGCUGCAAAACGAGUUGCAUGUAUUUGUUGCCCGUUUUACUGAAGUCUUAGAAUCUAACGGUCUCUACUAUGACAUCACGAGUUUGUGCUGCAAACCUUUGUUCCACCCACGUAGUUUAAAAGACAGCGUAGGAGUUAAAUACUGAAGAAAAUUGGUCGGUAAUUUUUUCAGUACUCGUAACACUGGUUUUCAACUUUUUCUAUAGGAUUUUGUGGCUUCUGAUCCAAUCUUGUCAGAGUUCAAGGCCGAGAUCCUGAAAUACCAGAACUUAGAACAAGAGAUUGAAAACAUCGAGCCAACCUUCCGAGUGGGUCAUGGAGCCAUUGAAAUGUACUCAGGUAAAUAACAACAACAACAACAAUGCAUCUAUUAACAAACGAUAAAUUUUUUACAGUAUAUUGUAUGCCCCACAAAUAGCUAUUAAGCUAAUCGACGAGACAAAACAGACAAAAAUGAAAUGCUAAAUGCGUCUUGUAAUAGCGGAGCUCCAGGCGCGAGCGGAGCCCAUAGCUAAGAAAAUAGGCCAUUUUCACGAUGACUUCAUUUGACUACUAAUACCAGAAUCUUCAGGGUUUUGCUUUGUUGUGCAAAUUAGGGGUCUUGUUAUUUAAACCUCGCUGGGGUUACCAAAUUUAAAUAUGAAAGGAAAAACGAAAAGGAUUCUGCUCAUAGUAGGAAAAUGACGCCAUCGUGCAAAUGGCCUAUUUGGUAAUCUAUCCAUGCCAUAAAAUUUGGUUAUGACGUCAGCGUCCGACCCCCCCUUCCGUACAGCCGCUGAGGGAGGGGGAAGGGAGUCAGAGGUCAGCCCGUCGGGGCAGGAGUAUGUUAUAGCUGAGAUGAAAUUUUCCAUUUCAAGCACCUCGCUCGUUUCGGCAGUAAAUUACAUGGUCGCCCGGACUUUUAGAGGAAAUAAAAAACAACAAAAAAACCGAGUCUUUCUUUCCAGUAAAUUUUAAUGUCUACAGUAACUUAGAUAACAGGGAAAGAGCUAGGAGCGACUUAUUUCGUUGGAAGAAAACAUGAAAAUUAUAUAGCGGCGUUUAGAAAAUGAGAAAUGCUAGAACAUUUCCUCCAUAAAACGCGUAAAUAGGAAGCUAAAAGUAGUUUCACGUUUUUUGUCGUCCAAAACAACGGCAAGGAAAUGUACAAACUAGUUUGCUGCACGUGCAAAGUUGGUUUUUUGCUAAUUAGAAGAAAAAGUGUACUGCACGUGCAAAGUUGUUUUUUUGCUAAUUAGAUCUAUUGUUGUUUUUUACCGUUCUCGUUGCUUUCAACUUGUCUUUAAAGUAUUACUCGAUUUUAUAUUUUCUUUGAGGAAAAAUAAACGGUUUUGUUAGUGUUCGUCUCAAAUCUAAUUAACACAUGUUAAAGUUCAUGAUGCGAUUUACCUUCGAGAUCAAAAAGCUUCACAAGUUACUUUGAAGUAACGACAACCAAGCCACUCAGACGCUGUUUUUACUCCGAUAGUUAUCCAGAUAAUAUCCCUUUUACAGAGCCUUUUAAACUUGCCUUACGAGUUGAAAUCAAGGCAUGGAAGCUUUUAUUUGGACACAGCAUAAACGAAAAGUACAAAAGGAGCAUGGACGAGAUCACACAGUUUGUGAGUGAUAACAGUAAGCGACUUGGCCGGCAGAUCAAUGACUUGGAAGAUGUGAGAAACGCCAUGGCUGCUCUGGAAGAUAUUAGACAGAACGAAAUUAGGAUCGACAUGAUUCUUGAACCUAUAGAGGUACGCUUCCCAAUGAUACGGUGCUUAGUUAUGUAAUUAUCUUUUUAGCCUGCGUGGCGCGCGUUCGAAAGUGUAGGGAAAGGGAAUAAUUUUUACUGUCCUGUAAAUCUUCUGGUUUUAAAUGAAUGAGAAAGAACUUGCAAAUGAUGAAAAUGUAGACCGUAAAAAAACGUAAAAAAAGAAAGAAGGAAAGGAACGAAAUGAUAUAAAUAAGAAAUAUUCACUUUUCAUUUCUUAUUGUAAUCAGUGUGGCACUAUUGUUAACAGAAGCACAAAAUGUGUCUUGUGAAGUCUUCAAAUUACAACUUAUCGUUGUAUCGAUUAAACGAAACGUUAGGUACAUUCCAAAGGAUGUAACUCAAACGGGAAACGGAACACGGCGAAAAUGGACACAAAACAUGGAAAAAAAACAAAGAAUAGAUCAUGGUUUACUGUUAAGUAAGGUUUUGUUCCCAGUUUGCAUCUCUUUCCAAAUGCUUGUUUCCAGAUAUAUACAAACUCUUCCGUAUUUGUGGUAGCGGCUGCUCGGAAGAGAAGUCACCAGUGGUUCCUAACCCUGACCCCAAACAAUACUGAAACAAUUGAAAGAAUGACUUGUCAUUGUUUUCAGCGACCAAUCAGGACAGACUUUACGAGCAGCUCCUACACAAUUUGUAUUUGUAGCGUCUCAGCUGGCUGGUGAACGCCACAGAAUGCUCGACAGUACUUAUUGUUUUCCCUAUGGUUGUCAUUAUUUAUUUUUACAUUAACAGGAGGCAUACGCGAUGCUCAACAGGUUCGAGGUGUCAGUGGCUCGUGAAGAAGUAGAUGGUGUCGACACCCUCCGAUACUCGUUUGAAAAACUCCUUUCUCAGGCGGUGAGUAAGAGCGGAGUUGUUGCUAUUACUGUUGGGGUAGUUCUCUUGCAGUAUUUUACCGUUCCAAGUGCAAUAGAUUAGGGAAACCAAAAGAUUGGAUUAAGAUGUUGGGAAUUGAUAGGGCAAAUAGAAGUUGAUAUUUAUUUUUAUUACAAGAAAAAACUCUAACCCCGACAGUAGAGAGCUUAAAGGGGCUGUGUCACGGCAGACUGGUUCAUUUUGUUUAAUUUUGCCAAUUACUCGCCCUCAAUCGCUAUGGAACUUAAAGUAAGCAAAGAAAUUACAUGUAAAUGACGAAAUCAGAGAUCCGAGACAAACAAAUAUAUCCCCUGAGCAUUGUUUUUGAAGUUUCAAGCAGCACGGAUCAACUUUGAAAAACUGUUAGGCUGAACAGUUUUCAAAAACCCUAAUUUCAAUCCGUUUCAAUCUUCUUCAGUUUUGCCCAUCCGUGGCAUCUGUUGUUUCUGUUAUGUUAUUUUAACCUUCCUUUAAAGUUUUAAACGGUUAUUUUUAUGUUUCUAUUGAUUUAACGAGCAUUUUGUAAUUUCCUAAUUUGGCUGAAUUUCGUGACACAGCUCCUUUAAGAUUCACGUUUACCGCCAACGGCGAACGUCAGACUCAAGUUGAGAAUUUCUCACAUUAGAAAAUAAGCAGAUAAAAGCAGUCUCGAACGAUUCCUACACAAACUUACCUAUUAUUUUGUAGAAGCAAUAAAGAGUAAACAGAAAAUAAGGGGAAAACUUGGUCACGUGGUACAAAUUCACUUCUACCGUUUGGCGUAAACAUGAAUCUUAAUCUCUCUAAUAAUCGAAAAGAACGAGUCAGGUUCUCGUUCAAUCGGAAAACGCGCUUGUCUAAAAACUUAACAGGACGUCAGAGGAAUGAAGACGGCAAACCUUGUGUAAAAGACUAGAAAAUAUUAAUGUUAAGUGAAGAUUUCCACAAAACACGCAAGUAAUAGCCCUGUCACGUUUGUCGCACACAAGCGUUUUGCCGUCCUCUUCUUCCUGCCGUCCUGUUGCUUAAACGCACCAGUAUAGUAUGACGCCGGCUCCUUUUUUUCGAGAUCUGAUUGGCGCAUCCAAUUAUGUUUGGCUCUGGUUUUAUUUUAGAGUCAAGUACAGAGUCACCUAGUAAAGAUUCAACCCAAGUUUAAAGCUGACUUACUUGAGAGAGUGGUGGUCUUCCAUGAAGACUCAACAAACUUCAUAUCUGACUAUGACGAGGUAAACUCUACAGCUCUGGGAAGAUCAUAUCAUCAUUAUUUCAUUGAAGAGUGGCAUUAUAUAGUCUACGGUUUGAUUGUCACACGGAAUUCCAUAACGGGAAAUCUCUUUAACUGAAAGAUUCUGAGCGUUUAGGAAUAAAACCUAGCGCAUAUUAAUUCUCGAACUCUUAUGCUGUUUAGCAACAGAAUGGGAACGUCGGUUGACGACUGCGCGCACAAAUGAAACAACUGGAUUGACCAAUGGCAGAGCGGAAAAUUGGAUACCGGAAGUCGAGUUUAGUCCUUUCCGCGCGCUUACCCGUCGUCAAAUGACGUUCCCGUCCUUUUGCUAAAUCGGCCUACUAGUGGUAUCACCACAACUUUUGUGUUCAUUCGAAGACAAUGAAGCUACUGAGUCGCGCCAUACACAGCUAUAUACAUGUAAUUUACGUUACUUGUUUCAAAACAAGUUUGCCUUCGGCUUGUAAGACCCACAAUUGACGUACACAAAUUUUGUUGCAAAAAGUAAGACUAUUCUCUACUUUCAGCAACGACUGUUCGCAACUUGCAACAACCUAAUUUGAUGCGAAACAGGUUUGAUUCGUGGGUGGUAAAACGCGCAACAUCACUUUUCAGCUCGUUUUGAACAAUGUAUUGUAAAACAAGUUGCGCGUUUUUGUUGCCCGCUUUGUCACCGUAGCUUGAGACUCAUAGAUACCUGUUAGCUAAACUACUAGUUGGCGAUUUCAAAAGAUUUUAUUAUUUCAGGUCGGUCCCAUGGUCGAAGGCAUCACUCCGCAAGAAGCUAGUGACAGGCUCAAUACAUUUCAGGUGAAAAUCUAGAUUUAUAAACAUUUCUUUUGAAGGAGAGGAUCAGUAUAAAUAAAUAAGUAAAUAAUAAGGGGAGUCUUUAGAGUAAAGUUGUGUAGUAUCAAAAUCUUAUUGAGAGUUUUCCUCCUUUUUUAGAGCCGUUUUGACGAACUUUGGCGAAAGUUCAUCACCUACUCUGGCGGUGAGCAGUUGUUUGGUCUCCCUGUGACUGAGUACCCUGAACUCGCUCGCACCAAGAAAGAACUGGGCCUGCUUCAGAAACUGUAUGGGCUGUACAAUGCUGUUAUUGAUGGUGUUAACGGCUAUUAUGAUAUCCUGUGGACUGAAGUGGAUAUUGAGAAGAUCAACAACGAGCUAAUCGACUUUCAAAACAGGUGUUAGUUUAGUCAUCACUAGGUUAUUUUGAUGCCCAUUUCCAAGUUAUUCUAAUCUUCUUCAACUAAGCGAGCCCUGGUACAUAGUUGUUCUCAAGAAAGUAAGUAGGUACAUGUGGAAAGCUAAGAUGUGCAACCGGAUUGACUUUUAAGAGUAGACUUACAGUACUCGGGAAAUGGACUAUUCAUUAUAAUUAAUCAGGCACGAAGGGAAAAUAUUCCAAAUAUUAUAAAUUCGCUUGAACUCUUUAAAGUCUUAUUCCCUUUCUUGUAUUUGGGUUACAGCUACGUCACCUUAAUAGCAUUUGUUAUCAUUGGGUCCCGUGGGAGAACGUUUAAGAGUCCAGAAAAUUGACGAUGAUGCUGUUGAUAAUGAUUAUGAUUAUGAUGAUGAAUUCAGGGUGCAAAGAAAGUCAGUUUCACAGCCUGCCAUUCGGGCAAGCUGUAGCUAGCAUAUACUAGCCCACAAGUCAUUUCAACUAGCCCCCAAACCCUUUUUGAUUGGCAGGAAAUGAUUACAAUCCUUCUGUAAUUUAAAUUUCCCAAAAAAACAGCACUUGCCUGUCGGGCAAGUUAAGAACAAAAAUCACUAGCCCGAUAGCAAAAUCCACUAGCCCCGGGCUAUCAGACCCGACUUUCUUUGCACGCUGGAUGAUGUUGGUGAUCGUGACGAUGAUGAUAAUUUUGAUUACGAUAAUGAUGAUGACCGUUCUGAUAAUGACGAUAAUAAUGAUGAUAAGGAUGAUGACAAUAAUAAGGAUAUUAAUAAAUCUCAUUUGAUGUUAUUUACUCAGGUGUCGUAAGCUGCCUAAAGCUCUUAAGGAGUGGCAAGCAUUUAACGAAUUAAAGAAAAAGAUUGACGACUUCAACGAAUGCUGCCCGCUUCUUGAGUUGAUGGCCAACAAAGCGAUGAAGGAUCGCCACUGGGAAAGAAUAGCUAAUGUGACCAGACACAAAUUUGAUGUAGAAUCAGAGAACUUCUUGCUAAGGAAUAUCAUGGAGGCUCCAUUGCUGGAAAACAAAGAAGACAUCGAGGUCAGCUACCACUUGAAAAAAGUUAUUGUAGUUAGCGUUAAACUGCUUUUCCUGUGGUGUUUGUUAGUGUUGUGGAAACUACUUUCAGUUAGCUAUUGUGUUGACUUGUGGGUAUUGUAUUGUCUUUUUAAUCUUUUGUAUUACGUCAUUUGGUGACGCACCUGUCCGCAACACCAAGACACUACUCUUUCCUACAGAGUAACUAUUCCCUUUUUGUUGUCACCUUUCCCCCGUUUUAAGUCCUUUAUAUCCACAUCUUUUCGUCUCUUAUUUAAACCAUUUUCUUAUCUUUUCACAAUUUCUUGGUCGAACGGAACGGGAAUCAGUUGUCAGGUUGUUGAAGUCAUUAAACACGCGCCUCAUUUUUAUUUUUAUUACAUGGUAUAUUUACAACCUGUGCACUUUUCUAAAUCUGCUUCAAUACGUAUCAUGGAAUGUUUCUGAUCACGUUCAAUAAUCUGUUCUUCUAAAAAUUACUCUCCUUCGACCCUAGCGUGAAUUUCAGCCGUCUCCUCCUCGAGUCGCAAACUCCAGAGACAGGAGACAGCUGAUAUUCAGUUUACUUCAACCCCUAAUGUCAACCCAACCGAAAUACUGCGACUCGUUUCUAAACGUUGAACGAAACACCAUUUCCUUCAAAGAUUUUCCCUCCUUUUAGGACAUCUGUAUCUCAGCUGUGAAGGAGAAGGACAUUGAGGCUAAACUGAGUCAGGUUGUAGCAGAGUGGAAGUCACAAAUCUUUAGUUUUGCCACAUUUAAGAACCGCGGAGAGUUACUUCUCAAAGGAGGAGAAACAACUGAAAUCAUCUCUCUGUUGGAGGACAGUCUGAUGGUGCUGGCCUCCCUGUUAAGCAACAGGUAUGUUUUGAACCGAUGCACAGGUUUACCAUUGUACAUAGGUCCACUAUCUUCGAAAGGGGUUUUCAAAUGAUUGAACGACUUGAUUUGUUUUGCAGGUACAACGCCCCUUUCAAGAAGGACAUUCAAGGCUGGGUACAGAAGCUAUCCAACACGUCUGAUAUCAUCGAGAAUUGGAUGGUCGUGCAGAAUCUGUGGGUCUACUUAGAAGCUGUGUUUGUGGGUGGUGACAUCGCUAAACAAUUACCACAGGUAUGGGUGUUAUGUUGUGCUUGUCAAGAUUUUUUUAAGGCACGGGUGACUUAGUCGGAUCAAAACGUUCAUUGCGUAGCAUUAUGCACUGAUUAGAGCUGUAUCCGGCCAACAGCAUACAGUAUUUAGUUUGUUAACCCAUUCGCCCCUGGAAGUUUGCCGAAAAAACGCGUUUUGAAGCUAGUCGAGCCGCUUUCUGGCCAUGUCUGGCCAUUAAGGACUAAAAGUUACCAAAAAGCUGUUUGCAGGUCGUGCACUGGCGGCCCUCUGUGCCCCGUUUUUUUCCCCUACCCUUUUCUCCAGUCUCUGGCAGAGUCAGAGUCUCUGGUAUGAUUUCAAAGAUCUCUUCACCCUUCACAAGUAAGUUGGUUAUCAAGAAGAAAAGUGUUUCUCUCUUCUUGGAAAUAAAAACCAUUUUCAUGUAAAUUCUUCAAAAAAUGUUUCUUGUAUUGACAACCAUCGCGUGGUUGCAAACCAAGAAUUCAGUACUGCGCUCACCCGGACGAUCCUGCUCCACCUACUUAUGAAAAGACUCCUGGGUACAAACCUUUCACAGUAGUACUUGCAGAUACACAUGUCCACUAGAGAUGAAGGAAGACAAUGCAUACUUUUUCGUUUUCAGGAAGCCAAGCGUUUUUCCAACAUUGACAAGUCCUGGGUGAAGAUCAUGACACGUGCGCACGAGACACUUAACGUGGUCACGUGCUGUGUAGGUGAUGAUACUCUGGGUCAGUUACUCCCUCACUUGCUGGAACAACUGGAGCUGUGUCAAAAAUCACUCACCGGGUUAGUCGUUUUGCAGCAAUGUUGCAAAACAAGUUGCAUUACCGUACCUUAUAUUUAGGUCAGCAAACAUGAAAACAGCGAUGAUUACAUUACAGUUCAAGAGAGAGUAAGGUGCUAUUCACCUUUACGUUAUGUUUUUCUACUUGGCUGAUUACUUUUGUAUCUUCUUUGUGUGUAGAUAUCUUGAGAAGAAGCGUCUUGUGUUUCCCCGUUUCUUCUUCGUGUCAGACCCCGCUCUUCUGGAAAUCUUGGGACAAGCCAGUGACUCACACACUAUCCAGGUCAGCUUUGUAUAGUUUCGUUGCUGUCUACUGUUGACAUCUGCAUCUUCGAGUCAAAGUUUUAACCAUGAUACGGUUUCGUCUAACUGUAAACACGUGUUCUACUUACGCCUUUUUGGAGGAAAGUCUUCAACUCUAACAAGGCAACUGCGCAUGUAUUUUUUUUCAUUCACGAACGUGGAAGAGCUGUUUAAAACUGCUUUGUUAUAUGAAAAUAAAGUUAUUCAGUGGGUCACUCAAACCAUUUAGUGUACUUUUCCGAGGAUUCAGGGGUACUUUCUUUUUUCUUUUUCUUUUUUUUUUUCAGAAACGUCUGCCUGAAUGUUUGGAAAGAUGAUUGACCUUUUCGCUAGUGUUUAGAGGGAACUGGUCUGAUAUUUUUUCUGUGUUUAUAUUCCUUAGGCUCACCUCUUGAAUGUGUUUGACAAUGUCAAAAAUGUGGAAUUUCACGAAAAGGACUACGAUAGGAUCUUAGCCAUAAUCUCUUCUGAAGGCGAGACUGUCCAAGUAAGUUUAAAUCAUUUCUGACCUUUUUUUGGGUCUUAACAUGUCACGUUUCUUUGCUUGUGCGUGCAAAAGACACUAGGGGGUGCUUACCAUUUCCACAAAACCCUCCAAGUAGAAAUCUUGUGCAUAGCCUGCAUAACAGGCGCUUCAUGAGCUAAGCGAGGCGAACGCAGCAUUUUGCGAGAAGCGCGAAACAAGUGCGAAGCGCGAGACAAAGGGAUGUUCGAGGGGGGCUCGUCUCUCGCUUUGCACUUGUUUCGCGCUUCCGGCAAAAUGCAGCGUUCACUUCGCUUGGGUCAUAAAGCGCCUGUUAUGCAGGCUAUCUGGUGCAUAAAAUUUAUGCUAAAAAAUUUGACGCGGUGGGAGUAAAGUAUAUCCAAAUCAGUUGAACACCCUAAAAGGAGGGGAAUAUUGCAUCGCCUCAAAUCACAGCCUGAUUUUGCAACCGGAAUUCCCGGUUUUCCCAUGUAAAUGGAACGUGUCUCACUCGUCGGCUUCUUUCGUGUUUCAAUAAAGUAACUUCAGAUUUUAACGUUUCUAGCUGCAAUCACUUAAUUAAGAAAGAACAGUUUGCGUAAUUCUCAAUAGCCUGCGUGGCAGGCGUUUGAAAGGGAAGGGAAAGGGAGUAUUGGGCGCGAGGGAAACGCGCGCCCCUUGCGUUUCCCCCGCGCCCAAAACACCCUUUCCCUACCCUUUCAAACGCCUGCCACGCAGGCUAAAUUCUCAAAGAAUGGAAGUAGGCUCCUACUAAUAUUCCAGAGGCACCUUCAGCUUCGUGGCAUAGAGAACCUAGGUCAAGAAAUAAUUGGAACACACUCUGAUGUCGAAUAAUUUACCCAGUUAUUCAGGCUUUUUCCUCACUUUUACAAAAGCUUGAAAAAGAGAGUCGCGGAAAGCAUUGUGUACUAACGUGGUGAGAACGCCUUCCGCAGGUUUAGAAGAACGUAACGCCUUUUGUUUUGUACAGGCGUUGCUUACAAGCGCAGUUUGUUUUUGUCAACAGCUUGAGGCCCCAGUCAUGGCUAAAGGAAAUGUAGAGCUGUGGUUAGGAGACUUGCUCAAUCAAGCUAUGAACUCACUACACGCUGUCAUCAGAGAUGCUUAUCUUGCAAUUAACGAUGGCGGCUUCAAUCUUAUGAACUUUCUUGGCCAGUUCCCCUCACAGGUUAGUUCACUACCCAGCUUUUUUCAGGGCAUUCCUCCCAAAUACUGGAACCAACCUUUUCAAGUCUACCUACAUUGCUUCUAAAGCUCUGCAAAUGCAUACCAAGUGCUGCUAUAAAGGUCUUUCUCCGGCAACUUUAAUCUUUUAGAAAUUAUAUUAGAGUUUUCAUGCCGUUAUUUCCCCGAAAAUCUUAGAUCCUGCGUAUACGCAGCAAGUAAGAUGUCUGUAUCACAGUCACACCAACUAAAUACGGAUAAAGGGGCAAAGUCGAGUGUCCGCUUUACAAAGUGGUGUCCCUGUUGUCAUAAAGAGGUAAAGACUUGUAUGAAGCUUGACAUCUUCUGUCCGUAAUAGGGAGAAGUCCGACAUGACUACCGCACACACAGGUUGUCGAAACGUCAGUCACUCUCAUCAACAACAGUCCUAUUCAGGACUACGUUCACCUGGACGAUCAAACUCAAGCUAUUUUUGAAAUGACUCCUGGGUUCAAACCUUUCACAGAGAGAAGUCCGUAAUACAUUUCGCCAUAGCUUUACAUGGUCUGAGAAAAAUUAACUAAGUUCCCACCUCCUCUCACAUUUUGCUUGUUGUUGUUUUUGAGAGCAUACCAGCAAAGAACGGUAUUUUAAUUUCUGUCCACCAUUAUCAGGUUGGAUUGCUGGGUAUUCAGAUGAUUUGGACCAGAGACGCGGAGGAAGCGCUAAAGAACGCACGGUCUGACAAGAAGGUCAUGGCGGCCACUAACCAGAAGUUUCUUAAUCUGUUGAACUCACUGAUUGAAGUCACCACACAAGAACUAACCAAGAUGGAGAGAACCAAAUUUGAGACCUUUGUCACUAUUCAUGUGCAUCAGAGAGACAUUUUCGAUGACCUCGUAAGUUAAAAUGAGAGUUUGCUGGUUCGAUGUCAUCCUCUGCAUUAGCCAUCAUAGCUAACCCAUACGCGCAAGAAUGUUGGUUAAACCAUCUUAGGUGUUGUCUUAAAAGUCUAAGUCAUCUUUAUGAAUUCAGCUCUGUUUUAGUUAAUGUAAAACGUUUCUGUUGUGACUGUCGGCUACACCAUCGCAUAUCGGGAUACAAUCCUGUUGUACCAGUUUUCAAUUUGCAUAUUAAAAUAAUAGGCCAAUUUCGAGUUGCCUCAAGCCUCUGCAGUGUUUCAAAGUGAAGCUAAGUGCGAAGCCAUUGAUUUGAAAAUAAUUUGUUAUUCUCAUGCAAAUAAAACUGAUUUGCACGACAAAGGUUUUGUUCUUAGCCUCGUUUUAAAAGUGUGAGGUUUUGGAAAUUGGAAAUGGCUUAUUUCAACAAGGAAAACUACCAUCUCCAUCUAUUAUUGCCUUCUCAAAUUGAUAAGAAAUUUAAAUUUAAAACUAGUAAUAACCAAAGGUCGAGGAGUGAGAGCGACAACGAUCGAAGGUCAAAACAGUUUUGCUCCAUUGCUCUGCUUUGCGUAAGUUUCAUGUAACAGAUGGUCAAAAUACGCGUAAUCAGAUUACGAGUGAUAGAAGGUCCAAACUGACGCGCGUGAUCAAAUUGCGUUGCGUGCAUUCCAUUCAUCCUUAGUGGAAUUCCAAACAAAUGCUGGUUACAUACAUGCGACGCAUGCGUAAUAACAACUUGGAGAUUAGGGUCGCGCGCUCCUCUUGUCGCCUUGAACAAUGUGCUAUAUAAAAUAAUUUCAUCCACAUCCCCCUCAGCUAGGGAAGGAGAAAAGAAACUCAUAACCUAACAAAUGAAUUUCUGAUUUUAUUAAGAAAAAUCAAUAUGUUUUUAAGUUUGUCUUUCCUUUUGACGUACAGGUCAAGAUGCACAUCCGCUCAGUUACAGACUUUGAAUGGCUAAAGCAGUCUCGUUUCUACUUUAAAGAAGACAUCGAUGACUGCAUCAUCUCGAUCACGGACGUGGACUUUAGUUACCAGAACGAAUUUCUGGGCUGCACAGACAGACUCGUUAUCACUCCCCUCACGGACAGAUGUUACAUAACUCUAGCUCAGGCACUGGGCAUGUCGAUGGGGGGAGCACCCGCUGGACCGGCUGGUACUGGAAAGACAGGUGGGUCAAAGCACAGCUCUUCUUAAACAAUAAAGGGACCCAUAUCUUGCCCUCCCCUCCCUUCGUCCAUUAAAUCCUUAUUACUUAUUUCUCUUGCUUUUGUCGGGAUAGCACAUUUAAAAUAAAACCUUACCACAGCAUAGUGGCCACAGUCUGUCUGGCAGAAAUGUUUUUUGGAGCUAAAUAGGUCAUAAAGUAACCCAUUUAUUAACAGAGUAAUGCAGCAGUUUAAACUUCUAAAUUCUUGGCCAAAUUCUGUGGUGUAAACAUUUUAGAGAGAUUAGAGAGGUUAAGCUUCACAUUUACAUCAAACGGCAAACGCGAAUUUGUACCAUGUGACCAAGUUUCUUUUUUACUUGUCGUUUACUGUUCAUUAUUUCUACGCACAAAUUAGUAGUUUCACUCAAUUUUUUUUUCCAUAAGAAUUGUAUCUACUCCUGCUUAUCAUUUGUUCUUCUUUCUAUCGUAGAGACAACUAAAGACAUGGGAAAGGCUCUCGGAAAAUACGUGGUUGUUUUUAAUUGCUCUGAUCAGAUGGACUUCAGGGGACUUGGUCGAAUUUACAAAGGUACAAACUGUCACAACAAUAAAAUUUCUGUGAAAGGUUUGAACCCAGGAGUCAUUUCAAAAGUAGGUUGAGUUAGAUCGUCCGGGUGAACGUAGUCCUGAAUAGGACUGUUGUUGUUGAUAGUGACUGACGUUUCGACAACCUGUGCGGUAGUCAUCUUCAGAGUCAACUCAACCUACUUUUGAAAUAAAAUUUCUCUUCACAAGAAAGACAUCGUCAUACCAUUUUCUCUUUUGGUAUGUUCUAUUAUUGUGGAGCAAGUUUGGCACAGUGGUGAAAGCAUUCGCGGGUAGAAGUCCCGGUGCUGCAUUUGAGUUGAGUUUGCUGUUGGUUCUGUCCUUUGCUUCGAGAGGUUUUUCUCCGGGUACUCCGGUUUUCCCCUCUCCUCAAAAACCAACACUUCCAAAUUUCAAUUAGAUCUUAAGAACUCCAAAGUGCCUCUUGGAUAAACAACUUACAAUACAAUAACGACCAGAAAUUGGACAAAUAACUCCUCCUCGUUAUUAGACAAAUAAUGCAAUUCUAGAGCUCUGAUUGGCUUAGCCAUCAGGGUAUAUGAGCUAUUAUACCAUUGUCUGACAGGCUUGGCGCAGUCUGGAAGCUGGGGCUGUUUUGAUGAGUUCAAUCGUAUCGAGUUGCCUGUCUUAUCAGUUGCCGCCCAGCAAAUCUACAUCGUGUUAACAGCAAAAAAGGACAGAAAGAAACAGUUUAUUUUCACGGAUGGUGAUGUGGUUGAUCUCAACCCGGAAUUUGGUAUAUUUCUUACCAUGGUGAGUGAUUUUCAUCAGAUAAAGGAUAAAGUAUGAGACGAGAAGAGAUGGAAAACUAUUGUGUCGUAAUUGUUAGAUGUAAUAUAUCAAGCAUGAGACGCAGUGUUUCAUCACCAGAUGAAACACUAAGAGAGUUGGAAAUAAGACGCGCAGCGGAGUAUUGUUUGACGAACGUCGAGGUUUUUCUUCUGAUGAUGAAACACUGUGUCGAAUGCUUGAUAUUACUUCUCAAACAAAAUAAUUUUAGAAGGAGAAAUUAAGGAUGCAAAAAUGAGCAGUUUUUCAUCUUAUUUCCAAACACUCAUUAAACUUUUUGUAUUUUCUUUAUGAAUUAUUAAUGAGUUUGAGAUGUAGAUGUUAAGCUCUAGUUCGGCUUAGAAUUUUGUAUCACUUUUUCGAUUUCUAGUGACGUUUUGCAGUUUUCAGAUGAUUAAGACGUUUUGUGACAUUCUCCCUGGAUAAGAUAUGUUGCACGUUGUUAUUGAGAGGAGCCGUUAAUAUUUUAUUAAACAUAAUAGAAGUCAUGGGAGCCAUCGGUAAAGUUGCAAAAGUACUAGCUGCCCUGAGGAGGCUAAGACCGAUAUGUCCCCAGAGUACCCUUGCCACUAUUUACAAGUCACUGAUUCUUCCGCGUCUCGAUUAUUGCAACGCUGUCUGGGGCUGUAUCGGUAAUGGUCUCAGCCAAAAACUAGAGAAACUACAAAACAAGGCUGCACGCAUAAUCUCAGGGUCUAGCUGGGAUUCCAGCUCUGCCCCGAUUCUUCAUGCCCUUAAAUGGGAUACCCUCGCUGACAGACGUUCAAAGCAACUUAAAUCUUUAAUGUUUAAAACUGUAAAUAACCUUGUACCCGAAUACCUGUCUGAUAAAUUCGCCAGCAUUAAUACCAUUCACAGGCAUAAUCUUCGAGGUGCGCAACAUAACCUGUUUAUUCCGCGACCGAACACUGAGGCCCUAAAGAAAAGUUUUCGUUAUAGGGGCGCAGUAACAUGGAACAGCCUGUCAGCUGAGGCUAAGCCGGCCACUACUUUAAAUUGUUUUUAUUCCGCUAUUGUACAUUAAGAUUUUCUUAGUUGGCAUUUAUUAUAGGAUGUUUCAAUAAUGUUUGUUAUUUUUAAGUCUUAGUUUAAUGUGCACGGCUCUUUAGAAGAUCACUUUUUAGUGAUAAGGAUUCCGUGGUUAAAUAUAGUUAUUACUUACUUACUAAUCGGAUCAGUAUAACAUUGUGGGUAACUGCCCUCAUGCCUCUUCCCCCAGAAAUUGGUUCAAGCCGACCACGCCCAUUUGACACGUUAUGUCAAAUCUCUUGGUUUUGAACAAAACGUAAACAGCCACUUCGAUGUAUUAACCAACUGGAUUACAAGGAACUUGUACUUAACGUUUCCUUCUAUGUAUUACUUAUCUCUUGUUGUAGAAUCCUGGAUAUGCGGGUCGCCAGGAAUUGCCGGAGAAUCUCAAAGUUCAGUUUCGUACAGUGGCCAUGAUGGUUCCUGACAGACAGGUAUGAGCUGCUUGAAAACUUUCCUAUUUUUGAUGGUCGGCGUCUAUGUUAAUUUUCUUUCAAUGCUUUAUAACGUUUCCACUUUAUGUAAUUUCCUGGAAAAGAUUAUUUGUCAUUUCCUUUCCAGUGUAGUGCGUAAUAGCUUCACUUGUUCAUUGGAUCGUAUUUUUCACAGAUCAUUAUGCGUGUCAAACUCGCUAGCUGUGGUUUUAUCGAGAAUGUUAUUCUGGCUCAAAAGUUCUUCACACUGUACAAGCUUUGUGAGGAGCAGCUCAGCAAACAGGUAAAAUAUCUAAGCCCCAACCUUUACCCCAGGUAGACAACGAAACCGUCUCUCGUCGUACAUCCCACCCUUAAGCCUAGCAGGUAUUCAACAAAGUUGUCCCUCGCCAGACACCCCACCUUCACCCAGGUAGACAACGAAGUCGUCCUUCGCCGUUCAGCCAACCUUUAUCCCACGUAGACAACAAAGUCUUCCCUCGCCGUACACCCCACCGUUUCUCUCUAACUCAGUUAAGUUUGAUUUUCUCUAGGUUCAUUAUGACUUUGGUUUGAGGAACAUCCUGUCAGUUUUGCGUACACUGGGAGCCGCCAAACGAGCCAACCCUCAAGACAGCGAGAGUACCACUGUAAUGAGAGUGCUAAGAGACAUGAACCUCUCCAAACUGGUAAGAAACUUCUAAAACUGGGAUAAAAACAGCAUCACAAUAGCAAAUAGAGAGACUUAGCAUGAACUUCCGACGCGCAAUUUAGCGCAUUACCAUUGGUCAAGCCGAUUUUUUGAUUUGCGCGCGCCGUCUUUACUUCCGUAAGGUUGUCUUUGUGAAAUCUGCCUAAUUAGUUUCGAGUAAUUACAUAACACAAGGUAAAGUAGGAGACUUGACUGUUUACAAACAUUUUCUCUGUUUUUUAAAUUCGUAACUAGUGAAACAAAAGAAUCCUUUGGUACAAGAACCAAUGCGCUUCUGUUUGGCCCCAAAUAUCAAUUUCGAAUUAUUUUUCAUGGCUGACAUCAUUGUUGUCUUCGUUUUUUCAGGUCGAUGAAGAUGAACCUCUUUUCCUAAGCUUGAUCAAUGAUUUAUUCCCGGGAAUUGUUCUUGACAAGGCGGGUUACCCUGAGCUAGAGUCCAUGAUCCAGAAACACGUGGAAGAAGCAGGACUCAUUUUUCACCCUCCCUGGAUUCUUAAGCUCAUCCAAGUUAGUAAAUUGUUUGUACAACCCUUUAAGACUUUGUCAUUCUCCGCUUUCUCUUUAUUUUCUUCUUCCCUUCGGAUCUAUUAUGUGAGGAGUAAGAAAAAAGGCGUUGGUUUUUUUGGUUUGAGCCUAACUCAAAAUCAAGGUUAGGUACGAUCAGGAGGGGGAUAUUGGGGUACCCCUUUUAGAGUACACACCCUUUCCUGUUACAGUCUGCGCGUUUCUCUUCUUUCUCAUCUCUUUCGUUUCCCAUAGGAUAUAGUAUCUCCAAAGUAAUAAAGGAAAUAAAGAAGUGCUUUCUUUUAGUCUGAUUUCGCGCGCCAAAAGCACUGUUUAUGCACAUGCGCCUAGCUAUCUCAUGGGAUCCCCGUUCAUUGAUGACGAGAUAGAAUCAUAUUCAAGUCGCAAGUGCGACUUAAAUAAUUCAACUCUCGGGAUCUUCACCUUUCCCUGAUGUUAAAAAGCAGGUAAAAAGCAAGACGAGUAGUAGAAUGUGAUUUAAGUGACAAAUGAUUACCCAAAUCAGGCAAACGACAUUAGAAAAUCGAAUCUGCGUCUCUUAACAGGUCAAGACUACCCUUAAACAUACUCCUCUUUUGACCUGUGAUCGUAUCAAUUUCUAACGUUUCUGUUUGCAGCAGUUUUAUUUUUCUAAAAUGGAAAAUUGUGUUUACCAGUUUUUAUUCCAAUUUAUCUACUUUUUUCAAGUUGUAUGAGACUCAGCGUGUUCGCCAUGGUAUGAUGACCCUGGGUCCCAGUGGAGCCGGCAAGACAAUGUGUAUUAACAUUUUAAUGAAAGCCAUGGGGGACUGCGGUGCUCCCCAUCGGGAAAUGCGCAUGAAUCCUAAGGCCAUCACUGCGCCUCAGAUGUUUGGUCGCCUUGACGUUGCCACCAAUGACUGGACAGACGGUAUCUUCUCUACGCUUUGGAGAAAGACACUCAAGGCAAAGAAAGGUUGCUACUCAGUUAACUGCUUAAUGCUCCGUCAAAUUACCGCUGAAUACUAAAUCUGAUGACCCAUUCAUACAGGUUUAGCCUCGACCUCAAGUGAAAUGUUCACGAAUACUAGCAGGGAGAUGCCUGAAAUUUGAAACUGAAAAAGUUAAAUGUGAAAAGAUGUACUUUUCGUUGGAAUUUGUGAAUAUAUUCACUCCAGAUGGAGGCUAACCCUGUAAAAAUGCGUGUUCAGGGCUAUACUUAUCGAGCUCAUGGUGAACUCGAAAUUGUGGUUAUUACACUUCUAUUCUUUCGAAUGAAACGCACUGAGUCGUUAGUCGCAUACAAAUCGAAAAAGUACAGGAAAUCAGUCAAAGCACACAAAGACAAUAUUCUUAAACUUCAUUUUAAAAAUUUUUGGAACAUGCCUUCCAGACCCUCCUGGUAACUGUCGCACCUAGCAAACCAAAUUCUGCCUAUGGGCUUGUGUCUGUAUUGAAAUUUUUCCCCGUCCAAUGUUGUAGGAGAGCAUAUAUGGAUUGUUCUGGAUGGACCCGUGGAUGCCAUAUGGAUUGAGAACCUAAACAGUGUACUUGACGACAACAAGACGCUCACGCUAGCCAACGGUGAUCGCAUUCCCAUGUCUCCUCAGUGUAAGGUUGUUUUUGAACCACACAACAUCGAUAACGCUUCUCCGGCCACAGUAUCGCGCAAUGGAAUGGUGUACAUGAGCUCAUCUGUCAUGGACUGGAGACCUAUAGUCAAGGUAACGAUGUGCUUUCAAGUCCAAAAGAACUUUAAAAACUAUUAACUAGGAAUGAAUUGUUGAAAUGUGUAGUCUUAACCGCAAGGCCCUAGCAUAGCGCAGUUUAAAAGGUGAUAGCACUAUCCACAGGAUAGUGGAUAGUGCAAUUGAUUUCCUUAACACUUAUCCGCUUGAUAAUGAUUUAUUUGGUGGAUAGUGCUAUCCAACGUUUUAACAACCGGGGCCAGAUUGAAAAUAAGCGGUAACAAGGAAUAACCAAUAUUCCGUGAUCAGAUAUGAAUCCGUGAACGAACAUGAAUGUCUCCAAGAAUGUAUUUCCUGUAUGCAUGUAUACUGUAUCCCCACGCUUUAUAAGUCUUUGACUAUUUUCUAAGAAACCUUUUGGCCCUAGGUAUUUAACAGGUGUAUAGUGCUAUUCACUGAACAAAUCUAUACCCGCUGGAUAACGCGAUUGGCUCCCCUAAUACUUAUCCCCUGGAGAGUGAUUUAUCCGGUGGGUAGCGCUACCCGACGUUUGAAACCCUGGGGCUUGGUAAGUCCCGUUACCAUGACACUCAACUUUUCCUUGUUUUGUAAAUCUUCAGUUUCGUUUCUUAAUAUUGCGACCAGUUUUCAGCCGGAUGUGAGUUUUUGUAAUUUUAGCGGUUACCAAUAGUCGUCUUUACCGAUCCCUUUUGAUGUGUUGUUAGGCGUGGCUGAACAAGAGAGAACCACAGGAGCACGAUGUACUGGAGCAGUUGUUCGAGUGCGUGUUUGAUGAGGUUUACACUUACGUCAAACAGAACCUGAAUCCAAAGAUGGUAGUGUUGGAGUGUAAUGUCAUCACACAGGUCUGUGCACUUCAAUAGGCAUUUUGAAAUAUUCGAUCGGGUGAAAAAUGGAAAAUGAAUUCAUUUUGGAUUCAUAUUUUUAGCAGCAACUGAAACACCUAAAAAAUUAUGUAACUUGUAAAUUUCCAGCCCUAUAUAUCCCAUUAGGAGGAUUUAUAUGGGAAAGCAACUGUUUUAAAUUCUUCCUUUGCCCAUUCAAGGCCUUAAAUUUUCUUCUGUUCAUAACAGAAAAUAGUUACCCAGUUAUAUAGGAUACAGUUUAUACACUUUAAAUACGUAAUAUACGUUUAAGUACUCAACCACUCCCCCGUUCCACCUAUUCUAAUAUUCUUUUACGUUCUCUUCAAUUCCAGUGCCUUGACCUUCUUCAAGGUCUUAUUCCAAGUAAAGAGGAGCAUGGCAUUCUGAGUGCCGCCCAUUUGAGCCGUCUGUUUGUGUUUGCUCUCAUGUGGGGAGUCGGUGCCCUCCUUGAACUGGACGAUCGCGCUAAGAUGGAAGAGUUCCUUGUUAAACACGGCAAGCUACCUUUACCUGACAUAGAUGAAGGCAGUUAUGACACAAUUUUUGAGUUUGUUGUAGAUGACUGCGGUAAGUGGGCGUUAUAAAAGUUUUAAGACUCUGCUUCGCAGGGGCUCAAUGCGGUUUUUAUGGAUCUUACAGGGCAUUUCGCGCCGUACUCACCUCAAAUAUUUGCUGAAUAUGCCUGAUUCUAUAAAGGUUGCUUUGGUAUUGAGCAAUUGCGCACCGGAAAUCUAUUGUUUGCAGGGCACUCAAGCAAAUCAGUCUCAAAUGACUGCAGUGAGUUCCGUUUGCUCAAAUUCGCAAAGCCCAAAUGCCAAUGACGCGUUGCCAAAGCAACCUUGAUUAAGUUAGGUAUAUUCAGUAACUGAGUAUCUGAAGUUUUUCAAGUUCUUAUAAUGAAGUGUUAUCUUUAUUUACCGUCAAAAGAAUAUAAUGUAACUGUUCCUAGGGACAGGGAAAAAAUUGGCCAACAACUGAUUUUGUGCGAUUAAUAAUCUUAUUCGGUUUCUAAGGAGGGUGCGUAGUUUAACCCCAUUGAUACGCUCAUGUUACUAGGCAACUGGGAGCAUUGGAGGAACCGAGUGCAGGAGUACAUCUAUCCAUCGGAUUCCAAACCUGAAUAUUCCUCUAUCCUGGUACCAAAUGUCGACAAUGUUCGAACAAGUUUCCUUAUGGAGACUAUUGCCAAGCAGCAUAAGGUAGGUAUGCUGUAUGAUGCGCACGUGCACAAAAGGGAAACCGAGUAUGAUCAGCAUUUUCAAACUCGGGAUAAGAGCAACUAAACGAGGCUAUUGUUGAUUAACACUUCCAGAUGUAAACUAAAACUGUAAACUUUUUUUCCUGCAAUUUCUAGUUGAAGGUGUUAGGUUUUCAGUCACGACAUUUAAGCUAAAUUUAAGGGAGUAAUAACGGGCUUUACUCUUGCUAUGGUUGCCAUGUUUUGGUUUCUGUACGUAACAACAACUGAUAAAAUCAAGUAAUGUUGUUUAAAUUUCAAAAACUGUUGCGAACCACCUGGAUACUGUAAAUUUAGGUAAAUGGGGUAGAAAGUUUAAGUUCAGGAGCCCUGAUCUUUGUUUGUAGGCGGUGCUGCUUAUUGGCGAACAAGGUACAGCCAAGACAGUGAUGAUCAAAGGCUACCUGGCGAAGUACAAUCCCGAAGCUCACGUGAGUAAGAGUGUGAAUUUCUCCUCGGCAACCACUCCAAUGCUAUUCCAGGUAAGUUCGCCCUACUCACGCAAGUCAAUAGAGAGCUUAAGCAAUAGGGUUUUUGAGCGACGGGCGUCAACCGGAAGUGGACUAUUUGCAUCAUUGGGCAGUGGUUUGGUUGAAGGCCUCACUUCCGGUUUACGUUCUUCGCUCAAAAACGUCUUUGCUUAAGUUUCCUACCGACCCCAGGGCCCGGUUGCAUAGAGCAACUUAAGAUUAUGAGAGAAUAUUCUGCAACUGUUUUCUAUGUUUCUAAUUAUCACUUGUACUCUCUUUGUGUCUCCUACGUUCGUUACUUAUGUCGACGUAUUCUUUCCACACUGCAGAAAGUCCUCUGGAACAAAGGGUUGCCACUUUACCUUAAGUUGCUUAUGUAAUCGGGCCCUGGUAAGGUCCAGGUCAUAUUGAACAAAGGCUACUUGAAUCACGAAGACCAACUUGCGCAUAUAUUUCGCCAAACGGACGUAAUAGCAAGGUGUUUAUAAGAUGCCACAAUGUCCAUGACGAGCAAACAGGGACUUGAACGACUGUAUAGUAGUGGAAUCCCGUUAAUACGGACACCAAUGGGCCAAAACAAAUGGCCGUAUUAACGAGGGUUUUUUUUUACCACGAAAAUGUAUGGUGGUUUUUGCCAGGCGGCCAAAAAAGUGGCUGUAAUAACGAGGUGACCGUAUUACCGAGGUGGCCGUAAGGCGGGGUUUCACUGUACUUAUUUUGGGAAACAACUUCAGUCAGUGAAGAAAUGGUACGUCGUGUCCAAAGAAAUGACCGUGCCUAGUGAUCAGUGUAUGUUGACCCACAUUUUCUGAUUGAAUUGAAAAUCUUUAACGCUGUAAAACCUCCUUAUUAGCGGACCAUUGAGAGCUACGUGGACAAACGAGUUGGUACAACGUACGGUCCUCCCGCUGGCCGGAAAAUGACCUGCUUCAUUGAUGACAUCAACAUGCCCAUAAUUAAUGAAUGGGGUGACCAGGUUAGUUAUGAUUGCUGGUGUGCACAAAUUCGUCAUGUGCUAGGCGUUUUGACGACAUUUAUCAUCCCUUCCUUAUCGAUUCUCAAUAUUUGAAGAGGUUGGGGGUUGACAGCCCUCCUAGCAUACCCUCUCCUCUGCUGGAAACUCUAACGCAGUGUACCUUGCAUUGUUACGUAGAUAACCAAUGAAAUUGUUCGUCAAGUCAUGGAACAACAAGGUUUUUACAAUCUGGAGAAACCUGGCGAGUUCACGCACAUUGUCGACAUUCAGUUUAUCGCGGCAAUGAUUCAUCCAGGGGGAGGAAGAAAUGAUAUUCCUGAACGAUUGAAACGACAGUUUUCUAUCUUUAACUGUACCUUGCCUUCAAAUGCCUCUAUAGAUAAAAUCUUCGGUAAGUUACCAGAUUUACUCCAAUCUAAUCUUAGGUGAAUAGUUUCUUCUGAUUUGUUCCCUUUUCAAAAAACAUUGCAGCUUUCGGCGUCCAUUCUUAAAUUUUCUUAAAGUUAAGGUUUGAAACUGAACGCCGAAAGCUUAAAUUCAGUUUCAAAAACAUGUUAAGCCGUGCACUCUUUUUACCUGAAAUGAAUUUUUAUCCUGUUUACUCUCCCACGUUUCAUCGUCAAUUAUAUCGUUUUUUUUAUUUACCGCUAUAUUAUUUACCCUGUUAAAUAUGCUGCACGUUAUUUUAAUAGAAAUAGUGAGUAGAAGAAAGGUGGAAUUGCUUGAGAACCAUGAUAGACUCAAACGCAAAAAAGUAUUUUCUUGAUGACCAUUAAAUGCUUUUGUACAAGACAGUUCUUGUCGAAGCGUUCACUGUCCUCAGUACCUUUGAAAGACAGAAGAAAAAUUCAUCGGUUUCGAACGUUUUACCAAGUACACAACAUGGUGAUCGCUUUACCGGUACCACAUUACUUCCAGCAGUCGCUGCGUUUGACAAGAAGCCACUCGACGCAUAUUCAACCUAACGCUUGUCAUGACUUUUAUCUCUUAAGCUUCUUUCCGAGAACUACAAAGGAUUGGAACCUAAUCCCCCCUACGAAAGUUAUUGAAAUUUGUGUUAUUACCUUAGCUAUAAUUUUUAAGUUUAUCUUAUAUUUCUUAUUAUCUCUUUUCGAUGCGAAAGCGUUAAGGAGUAUAUAAGAAGAAGUAGAAGCGCUGGCAGCGCCAGUCAGGAACCGGGUUUCACGAGAUUCUUGUUCCUCUCUUCAAAAUUGUAUGAUAAUAACUCUCCUUUUGUUCUUUUUCUUUUUGUCUUACACCAACCAAGGUGUUAUUGGUACUGGCUACUUCUGUUCGUCGCGAUUUUCGGAUGAAGUUUGUAGCACUGUAGCUGAGCUCGUGACCUGUACAAGGAUCCUCUGGCAGAAAACCAAGGUAUGUACUCGCUGCUAUUACGAUACAGCUCUUUAUUUUUCCUUAUUAUUUUUUUUAAAAAAUCCUUAAGGAUGUCACAUGGUGCGAUGCCUGCUUGUGUUUAGUAUCAAAAGUCGGGUUUGUAUUACAGAAACAGAGUGUACAGGAAGCAAGGUUUUUUUUUUUUUUUUUUUUUUCAAAGCUAACAAGUCAGCCUGACGCGUAUCUACUGGGGGAAAAAUGGCUACUGGUACUGGCUAAAUUCAGUCUCACUCACAUGCCUUUUAUUGUAGGUUAAGAUGUUACCUACGCCUGCUAAAUUUCACUAUAUCUUUAAUCUGCGUGAUCUUUCCCGGAUCUGGGAAGGCAUGCUGAACGUGGCCGGAGAAGAAGUUGACACGAAGAAGCUUGCAUUGGCACUUUGGAAACACGAGUGCACUCGAGUGAUAGCCGACCGCUUUACCAACGAAGCCGACCGCAAGUGGUUUGAAAAGACGUCGACCAAAGUGAUCGAGGAUCAUAUGGAAGAUGACGCAGUGAACCAGCUGUUGGAUGAGCCCUACUUUGUGGACUUUCUCAGGUGAUUGUCCGUGUGCACGUUUGCGCCGAUAUUAAAAGUUCCUUUCGCAUGCUCUUGUGAAGAGCCAUAAAAGUAAGGAUACAAAGACUCAACCUCGUUCCCAGCCUUCUUGGCGUUUUAUGAUGCGACGUCACUUCAAGCGUGAUGGAAAAAUUCGCGUUUGGUGCCAAGCCUCCUCUCAAACUGACCUGGGAACGAGACUGAAGCAAAAUAAAUAAUUUUAUGCGCAUCCUCAUCCUCGUUCCUGGAAUUCCUUGGCGAGUUCUGAUGUGACGUCGCCCGCCAAGAUUGAUGGGAAAUUUUGUCGUCCGGUUCCAAGCCUCCUCCGCUCACCCACAUAUCGAACUGGUUUGAUGACGACGCUGAAGUAGACUAAGAGAACUCGCUGAAAGAUGCGAAUUAAAAAAUUGUUUCAAUAGUAGUUUAAUAUCAAUAGUAAUUACAAUUUAACCUCUUUUUUUUCUCGUCUUACUAUUAGCUAUCACCAAAUUUGACAUUUUUUUCUCUAAAUGGAUGUAAUAAAGGUUGUUCUUGUUGUUGUUCUUGUUGAGGAUAGCCUGGGAUAUAUUCAAGGAAGCACAGGACGAAAAUUUACGUUUACAAACACAACCAUACAAAAAAAAUUAACAUCGUAAUAGCCAAUGAAAGAAACCAUAUUGUCCUUCAAAGGGUUCGAAUGGAUGAUUGAAUAAGACGUCUAUCUCCUAAUUAACGAGCUUAUGAAUACGUUGAUCGUUUUUUUCCAUGUUUCAGAGACGCUCCGGAACCAACAGGAGAAGAACCCGAAGAUGCAGAGUUAGACGCUCCCAAAAUCUACGAGAUGGUGAAUAACCGAUAAUAUGAAAUUUUUUCAACUUUUUUAUGCUCUGGUAUUUAUUCAGCUUUCCCAAACUCUUCUCUGUGACAGGUGCCAACGUUGAAUUUUCUGAACGAGAAGCUGGGUCAAUACAUGUCAAUGUAUAAUGACACCGUCAGGGGAGCACACUUGGACCUCGUGUUCUUCAAGGACGCUAUGGUUCAUCUGGUCAAGGCAAGUGUGUCGGGUCAUUAGGCAAAACAAACACCAUACGUUGUCAUAACAAAAUUUUGUUUGUUAUUUAUCAAUUCAGAUAUCUCGUAUUAUCCGCACGCCGUGCGGUAAUGCUCUCCUCGUUGGAGUGGGUGGUUCAGGCAAGCAAUCUCUUACAAGGUUGGCUUCUUUUAUCGCUGGAUACAAGAUUUUUCAAAUCACCCUCUCAAGGUAAAUGUAUCACGUAUGAUUCACAGACUGUAAGUUAAGGGACCUUAAGAUACACCGUUUGAAAUCUUCGGAGACAGGUGAAUGAACAGGUUUGUUGCAGUAAAUUUUUAAUUUCAGUUAAUUUUUGUUUUUUCAUUGUUCUAAAUUCAUUAACAUGCAUACAUUACCAUGCCCAAAAAACGAUGGAAAGAUAAAAAUUAACUGAAAUAGAAAAUUAACUGCAACAGGUUUUCUAUGUAUUUGUAUCAGUGUUUAAGGCAUAAUUGUUUCAUUAUAAGCCCUAGCCUUAAUUUUUCCGGGGGUUUGAGGUCAGGUUCCCCCAACAGUGGAAACAUUGUACUUUAGGGUCUUUUAUAGUUUUUACUCUCUCUGAAUGACCUUAAAGAGCUUCCAGUCGGGGCUUAUUCAGGAAAGUCUUGUCACAUUUAGGUAUUCGUUGCUUUUUUAUCAUAUCCUGUCAAGUGUAAGCUGAUUUCAGUUCACUAUGUUUCGGUUUUACUUUCGCUUCUGUUGUAUGACGGUUUUGUUCUCAAAUUACAUCAUACUGUAGUUAUUGUAACAUUUCAACCGAAAACGGGGGGCAGGGCUGGGGGGAGGGGGGGGUGGUGCUUAUUAAGUUUUUCUUUCACCCAACUGUAACCUUCUGACUAAAGCUACGAAAGAAAAUCAAAGUUAUUUGUAUUUCGUUGCUAUUGAUUUAGAUCUUACAACGUGAGCAACUUGAUGGAUGACUUGAAGUAUUUGUAUCGAGUGGCUGGGUUCGAGGGCAAUGGCAUCACAUUUAUCUUCACUGACAAUGAAAUCAAGGAUGAAAGUUUCCUGGAGUACCUUAAUAACGUUCUUUCUUCAGGGGAGGUAAACCGCCCAACCGUGUUAAACAUACUGCUAGUACACCUCUUUAUAAACGUCUUUGCACCAGUGCUUAGCAAACGUGAUGAAUUUUUAAGUGAAACUUUACCACGCUUAAAGCUACAUCUGGCAUAGUGUCUCUUCAGUAGUGAAUUCUACUAAUUGCUGUCUAACUUUCAGAUUGGUAUUGCCACACCCCCUCCCCCCUCCCCCUUUUACGCAACAUUAAUGGACCAAUACAUUUUUAACUCGUGGGUACGCGCGAGCGUACCACGAGUUAUUGCAGGGACUGAGAAAUGCAAAUAAGUCACUCACUCACUCGUAGUAGACGCACUUCGUAAUUAAUCGGGUCCGAACUCGAGAGCGCGAAGAUCUAUCGUUUCCAAAGAAGCACGCGCUCGCCGAAGUUCGGUAGCAUCAAAUUCCUCGCUGCGAGCGUGCAUCGUGCGCUACAGCACGGUUAGGAUAGAGGUCUUACCAAAUUUAAGACAGGCAGGAAUCUUUCAAAUUUGUACGAUUCAAAAGCCUUUGACCCGUCCAGGCGUUAAACUUGACAAGAAGAUGAACAUUUGCUCUUCGACUCCUUCAACUUCGACGCUGGCUUGAUCUCCUACCUUGUAGUAAUGUAGUAGGUUAUGUGUAUGAAUGAAUUUUUGGCGGUCAGUAUAAAACACGGACUGCGGACUACGGACUGCGGUCUGGGUAUAAAAUACGGACUAUAAAAUACGGACUGGUGAAAUGUAUGGUAAAGAAAGGGACUUCUUCUUCUUCUUCUUCUUCUUCUUCUUCUUCUUCUUCUUCUUCUUCUUCUUCUUCUUCUUCUUCUUCUUCUUCUUCUUCUUCUUCUUCUUCUUCUUCUUCUUCUUCUUCUUCUUCUUCUUCUUCUUCUUCUUCUUCUUCUUCUUCUUCUUCUUCUUCUUCUUCUUCUUCUUCUUCUUCUUCUUCUUCUUCUUCUUCUUCUUCUUCUUCUUCUUCUUCUUCUUCUUCUUCUUCUUCUUCUUCUUCUUCUUCUUCUUCUUCUUCUUCUUCUUCUUCUUCUUCUUCUUCUUCUUCUUCUUCUUCUUCUUCUUCUUCUUCUUCUUCUUCUUCUUCUUCUUCUUCUUCUUCUUCUUCUUCUUCUUCUUCUUCUUCUUCUUCUUCUUCUUCUUCUUCUUCUUCUUCUUCUUCUUCUUCUUCUUCUUCUUCUUCUUCUUCUUCUUCUUCUUCUUCUUCUUCUUCUUCUUCUUCUUCUUCUUCUUCUUCUUCUUCUUCUUCUUCUUCUUCUUCUUCUUCUUCUUCUUCUUCUUCUUCUUCUUCUUCUUCUUCUUCUUCUUCUUCUUCUUCUUCUUCUUCUUCUUCUUCUUCUUCUUCUUCUUCUUCUUCUUCUUCUUCUUCUUCUUCUUCUUCUUCUUCUUCUUCUUCUUCUUCUUCUUCUUCUUCUUCUUCUUCUUCUUCUUCUUCUUCUUCUUCUUCUUCUUCUUCUUCUUCUUCUUCUUCUUCUUCUUCUUCUUCUUCUUCUUCUUCUUCUUCUUCUUCUUCUUCUUCUUCUUCUUCUUCUUCUUCUUCUUCUUCUUCUUCUUCUUCUUCUUCUUCUUCUUCUUCUUCUUCUUCUUCUUCUUCUUCUUCUUCUUCUUCUUCUUCUUCUUCUUCUUCUUCUUCUUCUUCUUCUUCUUCUUCUUCUUCUUCUUCUUCUUCUUCUUCUUCUUCUUCUUCUUCUUCUUCUUCUUCUUCUUCUUCUUCUUCUUCUUCUUCUUCUUCUUUUUCUUCUUCUUCUUCUUCUUCUUCUUCUUCUUCUUCUUCUUCUUCUUCUUCUUCUUCUUCUUCUUCUUCUUCUUCUUCUUCUUCUUCUUCUUCUUCUUCUUCUUCUUCUUCUUCUUCUUCUUCUUCUUCUUCUGCUUCGAGUCGUUUUUAUGGCUCGAUCCUUUGCCGGGGGAAGUUCCAUGGAAAAGGCAUUAAAUCUGAGACUUUUCGCUAAAUCACGUGACCAUCCUCAAUGGCGUAGUGGCUGUGUGAAGUCGGGUCAAGCCGAAGGUACCGGGUUCAAAUCCUGCUAAGACCUUCUUUUUCCCUUCUUCCUUUUUUUUUUCUUUUUUGUUUUGUCUUGUUUGCUUAUUUUGUUUUGCUGUUUUUUUUUGUUUUGUUUUUAAAUAUAUACUUAAAUAACUGUUACUAAAGUGCAAUAAACAGCAAGAAAAGUAUUGUGUUUCCAGAACAAGGAUAGUAUAUUUAUAAUAUGAAUUUCUAUCAUUUCCUAAAAUUCACUGUGGGAAAACCAGUGGUGAUAACUAAUUGAUUACUUUCUAAACAACGUACCCACGAGUUGACGAUAGUCUUUCUUUGAUUACCGUAUCUUAUCUUGGUGUUUCAGGUCUCCAACUUAUUCGCCCGAGAUGAACUGGAUGAAAUAACCCAAGGCUUGAUUGGACCAAUGAAAAAGGAGCUACCCAGAGUACCCCCUACCAACGAUAACUUGUACAACUACUUCAUCUCUCGCUCCAGGAAGAACCUACACGUCGUUUUGUGUUUCUCGCCUGUAAGUGUUCUUUCGUUACUUUAGAUACAGGUCUUAAAUAAUGCGAGUCUCUGUUUUCAUUACCGCUUCCGCGUUGUUUCCUUAAUAGGGACUUUAAGAUUCAACGACGCGACGGCAACGAGAACGUCGCUUAGAAAGUAAAUUUGCAUUCUUUCAGUCUGAUCGCGAUUGUUCCUACCCACUUACUUCUCAAAUGUAGAAGAACCCUCCUGAAGUUGAAUUCCAAGAGAAAUUAAAUUCUUAAUACAGAAAGAAAAAUAAAAUUUCCUCGUUGCUUGUUUACGUUGUCCAUAAAACGCGAAAAUUAAGCAUUUCACGUCGUAGUCGUGCAAAAACGGCAAAGAAAUGUACAAAAAACUUUGAUGCACGUGAAAAGUUGUUGUUUUGCUUAUGAAAUUAACCUGUUGUUUUUUGACGUUCUCGUUGCCGUCUCGUCGUCGGAUCUUGAAGUCCCCAAUAAGGGGCUUGAGCAACGAGGACGUCGACGCUAACAAUAACGGCAAAAAAGAGAUGGAUCUAGCUAUGUUUACACUAUGCUGGAUAGCUUUUGGGCCGCUACGAGAACCAUACCGGAUAGUGCUUCUGUUCAUACAUAAGAACGGUGAUUUCGGCGCGACUUCUGUGGCGGAGAGAAGCUGACUGUGCCGAUUGCUUAAGUGGAGAGUCACAUAUCGGAUAGGAAAACGGUCGAAAAGUUGAUCAGUAUAACAGGGAAUAUUAAAUUGUCGUGCGCGAUGUUUCUUUGCCGUAUAUAUAGACAACUAUGAAUUCAUCUGUUUCCAGCCCCUUCAAUGCGCGUAACCAUUUGGGUAUUAUGUUUAUCACGUGAUAAUUUGAAAGCACUAUCUUUAGAUGAAUACGCACUUAUGUGCUAGAUGUUGUACCGCGCGUCCCCACUGCCAAGUUAAGCACCAAGGAUCAUAGCAACUAUUUCGUUUGGCACAAUAGGUGGGAGAGAAAUUCCGAAAUCGUUCUCUGAAGUUCCCUGGACUGAUCAGCGGUUGUACAAUGGACUGGUUCACCCGUUGGCCAAAGGAUGCAUUGAUCGCAGUAGCAGAUUACUUUUUGUCCAAGUUUGAUAUCACGUGUUCAGCAAGUAUCAAGAACAGUGUAGUUCGCACCAUGGGCACAUUUCAUGACGGGGUGGCCGAGGCUUGCGUCGAGUACUUUGAAAGGCAAGUAUCUUGCUUGAGAGGAAACUAGAAAGGAAAUGAUUGGAGAGUACUAAUACUACUACUUUUUAAAUAUGAAGGAGAAAACGAGAUGAAUUCUGGUCUUAGUAGUAAAAAGACGUCAUCAUGCAGAUGGCUUGUUAACCUAAGAGAGUGGCUAAUCUAUGAUAUAUGCGUCAAUACUUCUCUACAGAUUCCGCCGUCAAACCCAUGUAACUCCUAAGUCAUAUCUGUCGUUUGUUGACGGCUACAAAACCAUCUACGCGGAGAAGAGGUCACAGAUUGGUGAGCUAGCCAACCGAAUGAAUACAGGUCUGGAUAAACUGGUGGAAGCUAGCGAAUCAGUAGCUGAACUGUCUAAAGAACUUGUGGUAAAAGAGAAAGAACUUGCUGUUGCCUCUGUAAAAGCUGACAAGGUAACGCUCAUAACGAGUAACUAGCUUGAUUGUAAAUUUUACCCACGAAAUAUGAACUCGUUUCAAUGCGCCCAUGCAAUCCAAAUGAAAUUGGAAUUUGGAAGGGUUGGUCUUUGAUUGGAGUGGGAAACCGGAGAACCUGGUGAAAACCUGUCGGAGCAAGGAGAGAGCCAACAACAAACUCAACUCACAAAUGGCGUCGACUCUGGGAUUUGAACCCGGGCCACAUUGGUGGGAGAAACGUGCUCUCACCACUGCUCCACCCUUGCUUCCCCGACCGUGGCAUAAAGUUGGAGUGACUCUUACGUAUUCUGUGUUUGCGCCAAGACAUUUGAAAAAGCAAAAUUGAGCGAAUGUAAUUUGUGCAAGUUUGCUCUUUAAAAAUUACGGUAUUGAAGCGUAAGAGAAAGGCAAAGCACCGUGGUCUAAUAAUGGCCUGGGGUUCUCAUUCAGCAGUGUGACUAGAUGAUAACGCGCUAUUUUCAGCAGAAGUAAGUACCCAAAAAUGUCGGGGUGUGGCUACGCCCAAGCACUAUGCACCAGGGCCCAGUUGUUUGAAGGCCGAUUAGCGCUUAACCCGGGGUUAAAUGUAAUCCGGGUUUCUCUUUCUUGUAUUCAAAAGCAUUCUCUCGGAUAAUUUUUUCUGUUAUAGUUAGAGCUUUCUAUCAUCAACUUGUAGACAAAAAGAAUUAAAACUGAAAUUCUUUUUAAGCUUUCAAAUCUGAAUUCAGAUCUGGCACUAACCCUGGGUUAUCUUAACCCGGCUUUGAACAACUCGGCCCAGGAACGUUAUUACGCAACUGAUUGGAGAGUGUACAGAAUAAUUAACACUUUUGUUUUAUUUAGGUGCUGGCAGAAGUGACGGUCAGUGCCCAAGCUGCCGAGAAAGUUAAGGCCUCUGUACAGAAAGUUAAGGAUAAAGCUCAAGCCAUAGUGGACGAAAUUGAGGUCAGUUUUAGCUUAAUGGUAAAUAUCCACGAAUUUUCUCCAUGACUAACAAGGUGUGUAAACAUUUAUAGGCUGACAAAGCAUUUGCGGAGAAGAAGUUAUCAGCUGCCAAACCAGCUCUGGAGGAGGCAGAGGCAGCUCUUCAGGUUUUUACAAAUUUUGUCCAAUAUUGUUUUAUCAUCAUCAUCAUCAUCAUCAUCAUCAUCAUCAUCAUAAUCAGUAUUAUUAUUAUUAUUACAUCCACUUUGAAAAACCAGCAAUCUGGAGUGUGAUUUAUUCCUAAAGCACCAGAGGCUAAAUCGCAUCUUCAAAGGUCAUUUUUAAAUCGCAUCAUUUCUUAAAUCGCACCAUUUUUGUUCUAUAUAUUGCAUCAUUUCUGUUUUGAAUACAAAAUGAGAUGUAAAAGCCUUUUGUUUCGGCUUUUUAACAAAUUGUUUUACUCGAUCAAUAAAAUAUACUGACUAAAUUCUCAUUUCAAAAUGGAUGUAAUAAAGUGGUAUUAUCAUUGUCAUCAUUUUUGGUCUGAAAUCGUGACUUAAUCAAAUCUUCGUUUCGAUUUUGAAAUCAUCAUUCAUCUUUAUCAUUAUCAUUGUCAUCAUUAUUAUCAUAAUUUUUAGUUAUCAUUUCAUUGUUUUUCAUUAAAAAUUUUUGAACGUUUUAAAAAAAGGAACCUCUCUCGCAUUUCAGUUCAGGGAACUCACACAGGUACACAAUGUUGAGGGUUUUCAAUUGAUAGACAUUUUCAUACAAAUCCAACUGUUGAAUCUCUGACAGAAUGUCUGUUCACAGAAAUGCGAGAAAGGUCAAUACAAAAUUACAACCUGAUUCACAAACUCUUGACUCUGUCCAAGUGAUCUCUAAUGCUUGAUAAGCUGCAUGUUAUUUUGUAUUUUGCUCUCAUUAGACAAUUAAAGCCGCAGAUAUCUCGACGGUCCGAAAGCUGGCCAAGCCACCUCAUCUGAUCAUGCGCAUUAUGGAUUGUGUGCUGUUGCUAUUCAGACGAACUAUUUCUCCUGUCAUUUACGAUGCAGAAAGGGAAUGUGUGACUCCUAGUUGGGGAGAGUCGCUUAAGGUAACUAUGGCAAUGCCUUUGGCAAAUUCACAUCGCGCUAUUGCGGUUGCUCUCAAAUGGUGACCAUGAGGAGUUGCUAGGCGACAUCGAAAAAAUCAGAGUACCCCGCAGUGGUGGAUCCAGGGGAGGAAAACCGCCCCACCCCCUUCCCUGAAGGUCUGGAUCCGCAACUGUCGGGCUCGUAUUGAAGUUUUUGGUUUUUAGAAACCUCCACAAACGAGGACGAGGGUUGUUAUUUCACACCUUAGAGAGUAGUCAUUUGUUAUGUGACAUAACAUACGAAUCACACCCGGGUUCACCCAAGAAUUUGCAAAAAGACAUGGCGGAAACAAAUGCAGUAAUCCGUUUAAUAAGACGGUGCAUUGAAAAAUAGAUAUGCCUAUCACUUGACCUAAUCUUACAGUAGAUGGCUUUUAAAGACGAGAAAAAGUUUUACCGGCUUAGAUACCUUAGAGUAACCAACCCUAGCAACCGUAAAAAACCCCUUUAGCAAAACCGGUUCAAUGUGACGCCCGAAAGAACUUUUUGCGUCAUCAGGCAAAUGCGCUUAUUGCGCAAAAUUACACCCUGAAAUGAACACUGAUAACUUUCCAGUCAACCUUUUAGUAAAGGAGCAUAAUAUGUCAAAGUGUUAGCAAGUUACAGCGCCUUCUUUCCUCUAUGUAUCUAAAAGCCGUAUUUUUCUGCACAGCUCAUGAGCCAAGGAGGGUUUCUUCAGAAUCUAGUGAAUUUUCCCAAGGACACGAUCAACGAGGAAGCCGUCGAAUUGUUACAGCCAUACUUACAGAUGGAAGACUACAACCUAGCUACCGCCAAAAAGGUUCUUAACAUUUCUAGUUUUCAAAUUUGUUCCAUUUUUACAAAACCACCGCCUGGCUGGAGCAACACUCAGUGUCUUUUUAAAAAUAACUGAGGAGAAAGUGCUGCCUUUCCAACGGCAUCUGCAAACAGUUAGACUUUCUAGUCUUCUAGGACAAGGACAAAAAUCCGUAGGUCUCGUGUCACAACCUUUUUACUUCUCUGGUUCUUGUGGGACGUAAAACAAUCCACACCGCUGUUCGAAAAGAGUAGGGGACGUAGACCCCGGUGGUGUGGCCAACCUUUCCUGGGCUAAGUGGGUUAUCUGUACGGACAAACUUAAAUUGAAGCCCCUCUCUGAUGUGUGUUCCGCACCAUAUGGUGGAAGUGAUGAAAUUAAAUUAAUUAAAUUAAACUGUUGUUCUUUUCAUUACCUGGCCCCGGUUGCUCAAACGUCCGAUAGCGCUUUCGAACGGAUAAAUCAUUCUUCAGGGAACCGGUUGCUUUAUCCACUGAACAGAGAUUUAUCCAGUAGAUAGUGUUAUCCACCUCUUGAACAACUGGUUCUUGCAAUUUUUAUUAGACUGUAUGUUGGAACUGGAUGAAGCCUUUUUGAAAUGAUGGUUAGUUUACGCGAAGCGUUUGAUUUUUCACAUCAAUUUUGUUGACAGGUCUGUGGAAACGUUGCUGGCUUGUGUUCAUGGACUUGUGCUAUGGCUUUUUUCUACGGCGUGAACAAAGAAGUUUUGCCUCUCAAGGUACAGAAACCUGAAAGUUUUCCCCCUAAACACGUUCAGUUUUGGCACUAACUCUGCAUUUUCGAUUUUCGUAUGACCUUGAAAUGAAAACACGCGAACAAAACAGAAACAACAAAUGAACGAAAAUAGAGCGAUUUGAUUGGUUAAUCGAGCGGAUACAAAUGCGCGUGGCUUUUGGUCGGUUCAGCGAACGCUCGGGUGAAAAAACGUCAUGCCCUAGAACUUUCUAGAAAUCAAUUGAUACUUCACUUUGACGUCAUACUGAAACACGAUUGGCCACUCGAACAAUGCCUCUCCAUAUGAGGGUUUUCUUUGGCGGGAAAACGAAGAGUCCAUGUUUUGAUCUUUUCAUCCAUUGGCUCAUAAAACAAAUAACUAACAUUUACCGAAACCAUUUUGAAAGGUCAUACAAAACCGCUCUAUCCUACUGACAUAGCCACGUUAACAGAACUGAAUAGUUGUUCUGCAGGGUUUUGGUCUUGUGGUUCAAAGUUAAAAUGCGUAUAAAAUUCAUCUUUGCUUUCAGGCUAAUUUAGUGGUACAAGAAGCCCGUUUGAACGUAGCUUCUACUGAGCUAAACAGUGCACAGGAAAAGCUUGAUGAUAAGCAGAGAGAACUUGAUAAGGUUCAAGCUAUGUACGAUGCUGCCGUCAAGGAAAAGCAGGUGAAUUUAUAUAUUGUGCACUGCGUGAAAUAAGUAAUUUAGUGGAAUUUCAAAGGGCCACGAUACUCCAUGGCACCUUGCAAAUCUUAUAUUGAUACGCAAGGUGUCACGAAACGCGGGGUUUCAGAGGGUGUCAUGUCCCUGAUACUUCUGUCGUGAAACAUCAGGCCAAAUCGUAGCCCGGAGACGUCUACUGCGGUGUGUCAAGAAAUAUACGAGCUCUGACACUUAGCGACAUCAGUUAGCCACAACUAUGUCGACUUUCGUCAGUGAGGUAGAAUAGCAUGAAAAUUGAAAUUUACGAAAAAUUAAACUUUACCUGAUACGGUGUUUCAAUUUUAUCCCUGGUUUAAAUUGUUUCCCUUUGUUUUAAACUCAUUAUCAUAGAUUACCAUACGCCAAAACAAAGGGAAAAAAAUUGAAUCAAAGGUAAAAUUGAACUACAACACUCCUAGAAUCAUGGACAAAAAUCUUUAGAUAAAUUUGAAGUUUGUGGGGCUUUCUUUAAAUUACACAUGCCAAACCCCUACCCCACAAACAACGUUAGACGCGUUCAUCCAGAAUUUUUCAGAGUUUCAACAUUGUGUAGGAUUUGGGAUGCUGUCCCAGGACUGCCAGGAUUGUAGAGAUGUUAGACGAUAGUACAGGCCAUAUACUUCAAAUUACUUCACGUGCAUAGCAAGUCUAAAUUCUUUUGUAUGGACAAAAUAGAUCCACACCAGUCCUUAAGCAGCUCACCUUACUACCUUAAAAAUUUGCUUUCCUCGGCACUGUCGUCAUUUUGAAGUAUGACCUUCUCACCUCAGGCCUUGUUCACACUACAUCGUGGAAAACGCAACUUUAUUGUCCACCUAAAAUGGAACUGUAUUUGAAACGCUCUUCAAAGUGGAUAUUUGAAAACGCAUUUUAUCCGCUCUUGACUGAAAAGGUGUAUAUCUUAAAUACGGUAAAAGCUGUGUGUAAACGAAUAAAACAGUUUUCAGGGUAGUUAAAAGAUUAAGUUCAAGAAUGAGUCAUCAGUGACAGUGCAAGAUGAGUGACUUCAACUAAUUUGCUCCUUUGAUAAUUCUCUUUUUAUCUUCUUUAGGACUUGCUAGACGAUGCAGAAUCGUGUAAGAACAAAAUGCAAGCCGCAUCCGCACUCAUUGCAGGCCUGGGAGGUGAGAAGAUUCGAUGGACGCAGCAAAGUAAAGAGUUCCAAGAUCAGAUAGGCAGGUAUGAACGUUUGUCCAUAUGGCUUGUCUUGAAAUGUGCAUAUAUUUCAAGAAUGUUAAUAGAAAUAGACGUUAUUUGCUCACUCACAAAACACCUAGGAGCCUUGAGUUCGUUUCUUUCAGAUCGAAUCAGAAUUCCGAGUGCUAGUCCACUUACUUUGCUUUGAACAGUUAAAGGAGCGAAGUACGCCAGCGCACGUAAAAAAAUCGCGGCGUGCGAGGAGAAGCAAAACGUUUCCUCGCGGAUGGCUUUUCAUGCGCGCUCUCUUAUUGCUCGCCCUACUAUCUCUGAGGAAAAUGAUGGAGUUUUCGUAGUCUACUGGAGUUCUGGUUUUACGAGACGAGUGAAAACCGGAAUAUCCGAAAGAAAAAUCUCACAGAGCAAGAGAAGGAACUCUGCUCACAUAUAGUGUGCAUCAGGGAUACGAAUCGCACUGUUGAUAGACGACUGCUCUCUCCACCAUCUCGUUCGAUCGAUUCACAUUUUUUUGAAAAAGUAAAAAAAUACACUGCACUGCUUCAUCACCCGUCGGUCUGAUAAAAACAUCAAGGAAACAAUAAUUCUCUUUCACUAAACAUCGAGUGUUGCUCAACUGAAUUGAUUAAUCCAGAUCGAUAUCGGAAAUCAAUCGAUAUUAUCGAUAUUAAACGAUUUAAUCCACCGGUUAAUAUUGAUUGAUAUCAGAAAUCUAUAGAAAUCGAAGUCACAAUAAAAAAAUAAUUUAGCGAUUAACAAAAUUGAUAACAAUCGAUAAAAAAUCAUUAUCGAUUGCAGUCAGAAAUCGAUAUUUUUUUAAAAUCCUAGUCACAACUUUUUUAUCGAUUUAUAUCGAUUGAUAUUGAAAAUCGAUAUUCAUCGGUGACUGAUAUCGAUUACUAUCGAUUAUCGAUCCUCCUUGCAGGCUUGUUGGGGAUGUGUUAUUGGCUACUGGCUUCCUGUCCUAUCUCGGUCCAUUCAAUCAGAAUUUCCGCACUCUGUUGCUAGGCAGGUGGGAGAAGGAGAUGACCGCCAACAAAAUCCCUUUCUCAGAGAAUCUCAACCUGAUCAACAUGCUAACGGACGCAGCCACGGUUGGUACUGAGUAAAGUGAUUUGUAAUCCGCUUGUUUAUGUGUUUAUGCACCUAUACGGUACUUCAAAUAGGUUCCAUGAUCUCUGCACAUGGAACCGAAAAGAGUUCUCCAUGCAGAUUGAAAAUCGAGGGCUUGUCGGUGAAUGAUUGAAAGACACUGUGUUUGGCCAGACCAUGUUCGCUUUUGGCUAAUAUUAGGCAACGUUAAGUUCACAUGGCACCGGACGAAUUUGCGACCGGUUGGAAAUUCGAGCGUUUAGAUGUUCCCUUGACAUGCCCUGGGGAAGGCACUCCUGGGAAUUCUUGUUGGGGGCGCGCCGCCCGGUUCUCCAAAUCCUGACCCUAUUUCAGACCAAAAAAUGUCAUUUUCUACACCCGUUUUCAGACCUGGCCUUUAGGCAGAAAUUGUGUCAUGGUUACUUAGAUUAGAGCGCAAACAAAAACUCUGUUCAAAUGCAUUUCGAAUUCGCAUAUUUCCAUUUCGUUCGUCUUCAUUUGGAAUUGAAACGAUAAAUACAUUCAUACGCUCCCGUAGUUCCCUUGAAAACCAUACCCACUUCCAGACCAAAAUGGGCAAAGUCUAUAUACCCGUUUUCAGACUAAAAAGGCGCAAAAUGCACAUACCUAAAUGGCUUAUAUAAGGAAGUACCCCCCCGGAGACAUGCCACGCAACAAACAAACAAACAAGUCCGUACGAAAAUUCAACCCCUUAGCCGUUCAAAGUUCCGUGUGAAAAGCGGAAAGUAUUGAUCGGUCCUAUGUGAACGAAGUGCUUGGUCAAAAUUGUAGAGGUGAAUUAGUUUUUACUCUCAUCUUUUUCAGAUUGGUGAAUGGAAUCUUCAUGGACUCCCAAGCGAUGAGCUGUCCAUUCAAAACGGUAUCAUCGUCACCAAGGCAACAAGGUAUCCUCUUCUGAUAGACCCACAAACGCAAGGCAAAGCUUGGAUCAUGAGUCGCGAGAAAGAGAACGAACUGCAGGUAUAUAACUCAAUGUCUACACAUUGCUCAAGGACUCUUGUCUAUUGACCCUAUUUAUUAACCUUUUCGCUCUCAGAAUCAAUUAAAGAGACCCGUAAACUUAUGACACGUACUUGUAACUUUUGGGUCUGUGGAUGAAAUCCUGUAGUGUGACCAUUCAAAUGAAAGCUACUGAGAACUACUUUCCUCUAGUAUUGUUUGAUAUGCUGUAAAAAGUGAUUGAGUCUGAUUGAUUGAGUCUGUGGAUGAAAUCCUAUGGUGUUACCAUUCAAAUGAAAGCUCUUCAGCAGUACUUUAACAUCGUAAUAUUUAUUUAGUAUGUAGGAUAGAAUCCUACGCUGUGAACUUUGCUUUUGAAUCUUUGAAUGAAAUCCUAUGGUGGACUCCUUAAAUUCUUAAACUCUUUGAACUGUCUGGUAUUUAGGUGACAUCACUUAACCACAAGUACUUCCGAAAUCAUCUGGAAGACUCCCUGUCACUCGGAAGACCUCUUCUUAUUGAAGACGUCGGAGAGGAACUAGACCCUGCUUUGGACAAUGUGCUGGAGAAAAACUUCAUCAAGUCUGGCUCUACUUACAAAGUAAGUACCUUGCUGAUGCCUACCUACAGUUAACUUAAAAACGGAGCAACAAAUAACGAUUUUUAUCCAUUUCCAAGUUGUUAUAUUAUUUCUGAUUCUUGUAUCGUAAUUGUUAAAUUAUUUGCACAGUGUAAGACUUAUCUUAAUUCGCAAUUUUGUUCUUGUUCGUGUUCGUGUUCGAGUUCCGAAACACCAAUGCAAAGCUUUUGAAACACCACUACCGGAAACUUGAUUUAACAGUGAUUAAAUAGUGAUUAAAUGAGAAAGCAAGGAAAUCCUGGUAAAUCUAAAGGAAAUAUAAAACUGACGAAGAGAUCAAUCAUCUGAGAUAUUUCUCUUUUUUUUAGAUCUUCUCUUUGACGCUACUCGCGAGAACGGAAUAUAUGGUAGAGAGCUCGAUACAACUACUAUGCGAAAGCAGUUUUUUGGUUUUGGCGUCACAAAAGGUUUAAAACUUGAGCGCGCGCAGAAGAAUUUUUCAAGAAAUCCGUAGGCUCGCGCGUCACUUUGGCGGUAUUUUGUUGACAGUUUUGGACGCUAUUGGCAUAGGUAGAGUAUUGUCAAAAAAGAAAAAGGAAAAGUAUAAGCAUCGGCAUUAGCAUUAGUAUUGGUAUUGGUAUUGGUAUUGGCAUUGGUAUUGGUAUUAGUAUAAGUAUUAGUUUUAGCAUCAGUAUUAGCAUUCCCAACUUGCAUGCCGUCAAAUAAGUCAGUUCAGUUUUUAUUUGCUCAUAUUAACACUCAUGUGUUUCCGUUAGGUUAAAGUUGGCGAUAAAGAAUGUGAUGUGAUGAGCGGCUUUAAAAUGUACAUCACCACAAAGCUGGGAAAUCCUUCGUACACUCCUGAGGUUAGAGACGUUGUUACCAUCUUCGAGUAUCUUCUGUAUUGUGUUUUAAAAAACUGAGUUAAAGGAUUGUGUAGCCACGGUUUUGCACAGCAACACUUCCCCACCGCUAAGCAAAAAUGGCAACAGCUGUAGAAUUUGCAUUCCAAUUCCCUUUAAUCAUAUGUGGGAAAGUUUGCAAAUAUUAGCAGUUUGCUAUCUGAUGAUCUUAACCUGUCUAAUUGUACGGUUUUUCUGGCUGUUUAGGUGAGCGCACGCACAGCAAUAAUUGACUUCACUGUGACGAUGAAAGGACUGGAAGAGCAACUUCUUGGGAGAGUGAUUAACACCGAAAAAGAGGUGAACCUUCCUUAUUCUUUACCCUGCGUAAACCUAAGAUUCGAGAUGUCAUAUCAUCCAAAGGAAGUGUUACGUUUUCAUUUUAACUUAAACGCCAUGUUUUACAGGAGCUAGAAGCAGAACGAGUGAAACUCAUGGAAGAUGUAACAACAAAUAAAAGAAAGAUGAAGGAACUUGAAGAUAAUCUAUUGUACAGGCUCACAAGUACCCAGGUGAGUUUAGCUUUUAUAUUGAUAAAGCAAUGGUACUUUUCCUGUAGUUGUGGAAACGGUUAAGGUUGGUUUUUGCAUUGAAAAGCACCAGGUAGUAUUACUAAUCUAACCCCCUUCUGGGUCGGUGAAAACCGUUUAUUGUAUCAGUGUGCGACUCGUACAUCCACUAGCAGAUUUAUUGACAAACAUCAAGGGUGAGUUAUUUUCUGUAAGAAAACAAAAGCUAUCUUUUCUUUUGAUAGAAGAUACAUUUUAGGCAUUAAAAAAGUCCAAGAAUGGAUAACAGUCCCCAGUUUGGUAGAUGUAGUAAAGAUAGCGCAGCGUCAAACGAGAACGCGAAAGCGCGCGAACAAGGACUGAACGCGACUUCUGGUACUUAAUUUGCGCUCUGUCAUUAGUCAAGUCGGUUUUUCUACUUCACUGUCGUCUCUUUGUCUUUUCUUAAUCUCCGUAGUGAAAAGUACUACGAAUUGUAUCCAAGUUCUAUGAACAAGACUUUUUUUAGCUUUCCAUUACAAAAGCAAACUGUUCUUGUAAUAACAAGAGAGGCUACGUGCAAUACUAUGUACCAUUUCAAGAUUGCGCUAUUAAAUUCUGUUCAGUGCUUUGUCUUGCCAUGGCCAUUUUAUGCCACCCACGUGGGCCAUUUAACUUGCUACGGGGCGGGGUGCAUGACUUAAACCUUAUUUUCAUCUUAUUCAGGGUUCCCUAGUAGAGGAUGAGUCUCUGGUAGCAGUGUUGAAAACUACUAAAGAAACAGCUGAGGAAGUGAGCGAGAAGCUUACUGUUGCUGCUGAGACUGAAGUGAAGAUCAACUUGGCUCGUGAGGAAUUCCGCCCUGUUGCCACGCGCGGCUCCAUUUUGUACUUCUUAAUCGUCGAGAUGAGCAUGGUGAAUGUCAUGUAUCAGACGUCACUUAAACAGUUCUUGGGAAUCUUCGAUCUGUCCAUGGCAAGGUAGUAGCACUGAGAAGUCUAUUAAUUCUUAACUAGUUCAUUCUUCAGACGUCAGACAAAUAACUCUGGAGAGCGUUUUUUUGAUGCGCAAUUUGUUCUCUUGCAAGAGACUGGAUGAAAAGCACUCUUUUUUAAAAACAUUUCAGUAUCUUUUUCUAUUGAUCGAUGCAAGACUUUCCACUUACCCAUCCCCUGACUCAACUUUUUAAUAGCAUCUUACUUAGGGUCAUAAUGUUGGUUUUGCGAAGGGGAAGGUGGGCAGAAGAUUCUGGGAAUUGAAACUGACCUCUUACCCUUCCCCUAUUAGUGUUAACAUUGACUAAGGAACGGGUAGGUGGAAAGUCUAGCAUCGAGCCCUGCCCUGUGUUAAACCUACGGCCGAAGGAGACAACUCAAAGCAAAAUAAUAACCUCGAAAUCGGUAGACUUAAGGGAGGGCUGAGGCAGGCUUUGUUAAACUUAACGACCAGAUUGAAAAAUCGCCACAUUUCAGCCCUUAUCAUUCUGCUCCAACUAAGUAUCGUGGAAUGGUAUUAUUGAAUUUUUUUUUGUGAACAGAUCUGAGAAAUCACCCAUUCCAGCGAAAAGAAUCCAAAACAUCAUUGAGUUUCUCACCUAUGAGGUCUUCAAGUAUUCGUGCCGUGGUCUGUAUGAGAACCACAAGUUCUUAUUUACUCUUCUUCUGGCGCUCAAGAUCGACAUUCAGGGCGGAAAAGUCAAGGUUCAAGAAUUUCAGACGCUAAUAAAAGGUUUGCAACAUCAUGGUUUUUACCCGUGCGCGAAUCAGUCAAAAACAAGAAGCGGCAGCUAAAAUUUCUUUUGAAGACCAAGAGUAGAGGACAACACGUAGUUCAGCUAUUUAGAGUGUAUCUUCACAUACCUGGCGCAUAAUACGAUACACAUCACUUGAAUCUUCUUUAAGACUUGCCACUCGUAACCAAUUGCUUCAAAUGGGCGCUUGAAUGCACUAGAAAAAAAUUGACGUUUCAAUUAUUUUACGUCACAAAGACCUUUGACAUGCAAGCGCGAGCGACAGAACACUCGCGCGAAAAGCGCGAGAUAGUUGCAUAACAUACUUGAGUUCUAAACUUCUAGUUGAGAGGGCGCUUUUACAGCCGAUUACGAAUAUGUUUGUAUACGUUGAUUAGAAGGCGGCCUUAUGGCUGACGGUUUAAAAAAUAUGUAUUUACUUAAGCUGAUGUAACGGGGUAUGAAGUGCCAGAGAACUUCACAUGAUCAGUUCUACCGUGCGCGCGCUUGUUUCCUCGUUAUUUUGCGUUCAAAAUGUAGCCGCGUGUAGCACCGUUUGGCCUCGUCCUGUUAAGGCAGUUAUUAGGGAGUUUGAGCAAAGACUUUUUUAAGCGACGCACCUCAAACGGAAGUUCACUUUUUGAACUCUUAGGCUCUGAUUUUGAACAAAUUAUUGGGCAAAUUGUCUCCAUAAGAGUUUAAAAACUUAGCAAUACAAAUUUGGUAGCGUCAAGGCAUAUUAAAAGAGAAAAAUGCUUACUUCUGGUCGGCGUGCGUCGCUCAAAAACAUCGCUGCUUAAACUCCCUAUUAUCCUAUAAAAGAAGUGCAUACUGCAUGUUUUAAAUAAUGACAUCAUGUGCCUCUCUGUGAAGGUGGCGCGGCGCUUGAUCUGAAGGCCGUGCAACCCAAACCUGGCAAGUGGAUCAUGGAUAUGACCUGGCUUAACUUAGUGGAGCUAAGCAAGUUACCGCAGUUCUCAGGAAUAUUAGAUCAGGUUUGUCAGUGAAACACCAAUAGGCAGCUAUGACAGCAGAUUUACGACCAACUUGUUUAUUGUUCAGCUAAGUAAAUUGCUGGAACAUACAAUUUGCUUUUAAAUCAAGUUUGUUAGUAGUCAAGUGCCGUGGAGCAUAAGCAGCUAUAGUUACUGAUGUACCAAUGUCUAGGUAGUUUUGUAGCCAGACUGGAAUCUGUUAGAAACGUGUCGCAGCUCUAACAAGACCUUUCACGAUUGUUUGGGAAAACUGUGAACGGGUAAAGUUAACAAAGGAACCUAUCCCCAAAACAAAAGAGCUGCGACCAUAAAUUAUAGGGCUCCAGUGAAGUUAGAGGUUUUAAAGAGGUGCGAGGAAAAUGCUCUGUAAGGCAGAAAUUCGAAGGAGGAGAAAACCAUAGGUCUUCUUCCUUUUCUGAUCAACUCCCGCCAAAAAGACAAGUAAAGGUGUCACUGGAUCCCUUUUACUAAAACAGUUCGAUUCACCUAAAGGUUCGUCGCAACGAGUCUGGUUGGAAACAGUGGUUUGACCAAGACGCACCUGAGGAAAGCCAAAUGCCUGAUGGUUACGAAAGCUCGUUGGACACCUUCAGGAAACUUCUUUUACUCAGGUUUGUGUUUAUUGUUUUUUAUUUGUAACAAUAUGUUGUUAACCCGAAUUUACCUUUUACUUGUUACUAUAGAAACGUAUUUUCAAGGGCUAGUUUAGAAGAGGCAAGGUCACGGCUCUAUAGGAAAUUUCGAAUUCAUACUGAACGAUCACAAAAUUAAAUGAAAUCUCAAAAAAAAAAUUGAAAAUUGUAAUUUGUUUACCUACGGAGCACUUAGGAGUGUUGUCCGUGCGUUCCAGAUCGAAUUGAAAUUUGGAAAUGUUGGUUUUUAAGGAGAUGGGAAAACCGGAGCACCCGGAGAAAAACCUCUUGGAGCAAAGGAGAGAACCAACAACACACUCAACCCACAUAUGGCGUCGACGCCAGUAUUCGAACCCGGGCCACAUUGGUGGGAGGCGAGUGCUCUCACAACUGCGCCAUCCUUGCUCUCCUCAGCUUCCUCAAACACGAGGAAUAAAAUAGUGGCGCAAUAUUGGAGUCAACUAAUUUUUCUAUAAUCUAGACUAUCAUAUACGAAAUGCCGUGAAAUGUCCUUAUUUUGCACGGAAACCCAAAUCCAUAAGGAACGUAAGUGUUGUCAAGGAGGAUCUCCUACUGGGGAAGGUGAUCACCCCUAACCUUCCCUGAGAGAGUCCGGUAGGGUUGAAAGAGAGCCCUCGCUGAUUGAAUGAUUGAUUAAUUGUGUGAUUUAUUUAAUAACUGACAGAUUGAUUGAUUGAUUGACUGAUUCCUUUUUUGAUUAAAAUACCGCACAGGUCUUGGUGUCCUGACCGUACCCUGCAUCAGGCUCGUAAAUAUAUCGCAGACACCAUGGGUGAGAGGUAUGCUGAAGGAGUGAUCCUGAACCUGGAAGCCACCUGGGAAGAGAGCAAUCCCAGGACACCACUCAUAUGCUUUCUUUCCAUGGGAUCUGAUCCUACUGGAGCUAUUGAGAACCUCGCUAAACGGAAGGGAAUUGGUACGUAUGGAGAAAAUGUAACUCUAGGCCGAUUUGCUUGCUUCUUCAGGUUUUGAUUUAAAUAUUUGAUUUCGGGUACGAAAAGUUACGGGAACUUUCGAGAAACGAACCCCUGCUUAUUACGGUUGACCUUUGGGUAUAUGGUCUAUGUCUUUGCUAUCUUGAACUUUUUCCCCUUAAAAUAGUGCAUAUGUGGAGUGUGUGGAAGUAACAAACGGAGAAAUAGAGACAUGCUAGUGAAAGCUAAUAGAGAGAGAGAGAGAAACAUCGCCCACACCUCUUAACAUGAAGUUAAUUCCAGUAAAAAUUUUAAUUUACCCUUGAGGGAGGUUUUUCUCGCUUGUCGUUGUGAAGGUAGAUAUCGAUAACGAUCUACAACAGUAAGAAUGAAAAAAACUGAAGGUGUCUCUGUUUGCCUUUUCAGUGUGGCCGGCGUUCAUUUGCAACAGAAGCAUUAUAUGCUUCUGUUUGCACUCAUCAUUCCGUCGUGGCUAAGGGGGCUGUCCACACGUGGUGACUGGGUACCGGCACAAAAUGGUGUUGUGGUCAUACCUUGAGUACCCAAUAUGUGACUGUAUACAUAGUUUUUCAUUUCGCCCUGUCGGACACCAUUUAAUUUGAAACAUGAGCUUAGCAGCGAGAAAAAAGCAGUGGACUGCCCCAGAACUUACAAAAAUUGUGUUCACACACGGACCCGGUGCCCACUUUUAGGUCGAGACCUUAUACUCGGGCACCGGUACCGUGCCUGAAUACUCGCGUGCGUGCUUGAAAAAGGGGUGUGUUCACAUUAGUACCCAGGGACUACCGUGCUCGGGCACCAGGUGUAAACGCUGCCUCAUUUGUUUCAGAAUGCCGAGCAGUAUCAAUGGGACAAGGACAGGAAGUGCACGCAAGGAGACUACUUCAACAGUCUAUGGCUGCUGUAUGUUUUUGUGGAUAUUUUAAAUUUGAUAUUUUGCUUACAAACACAACGCAACAAAAUCUGGGAGAUCGACCUAUUGGGCUGAGGCAUUUUCAUGGAAGCUUUCCUAUUUAACAAGUAGAAAUCCUAAAUAUCUCAGCUUCCUUAAGAGAACUAUUUUUUAACUUAUAAGACUAGCUCCUCGGAGCACUAUGGUAGUGCUCCCUUCAGGCGAGCUGAUUUCUUUUCUUUUUUUAUUGUUUGUUUUUGUUAGCAAAAAAAAAAGCUAAUUGUUAUACUUUUUUGACUUUUAAAGUGAUCUCUUUAAGUUUCCAUUCCAGCUUUUCACUCUUUUGGAAUUGAGACCCUUAUACAGGCAUUUCUCAUUAUGUUCGCGUGCUCUUAAUAACUGUUCGGACUUGUGUUUUGUACCCACAGGGAGGCUGGGUACUACUUCAGAACUGCCACUUGGGAUUAAACUUUAUGGACGAGCUGCUGGAGACAGUGACUACUGCGGAGUCAUCACAUGAAGGCUGUAGAGUCUGGAUCACUACUGAAGUACACAAUCAGUUUCCCAUCAGCUUACUACAGGUACGCUCAGUGAAACAAGCUUAAUUUUCAGUUCUCAAUUGUCUAAAAUACUUGAGCAAAUUUGCAUGGUGGCUUUCUGUUUUUGUUUGUUUGCCGGGACUACAGUGAAACCUGUAGUGUCCCGAUUCCUAGAACGCAAAUAGUAGCGUUGUCCGCUGAACACAGGUUCAUUUGAUAGAAAAUCUGGUGUCCAGUUAAUACAGGAAGUUCUUUCAUGCGAGGUUUGGUAAACGCUGUCACUGCAGUUAUCAAUUCUCUAAGAUACUUGAGCAAAUUUGCAUGGUGGCUUUCUGUUUUUGUUUGUUUGCCGGGACUACAGUGAAACCUGUAGUGUGCCGAUCCCUAGAACGCACAUAGUAGCGUUGUCCGCUGAACACAGGUUCAUUUGACAGAAAAUCUGGUGUCCAGUUAAUACAGGAAGUUCUUUCAUGCGAGGUUUGGUAAAUGCUGUCACAGGUGUCACUGCAUUGACUACCCUCUACAGCAACUCAAGACCUAAUGCUGUUUUACUAGUUACACCCUGUAAUGUACUAAUUGUUUGUCGUUUUAUGUAAAGGCCAUACUCAAAAUGUUACGAAGAUGAUUCCGUUUGGAACAACUUUAACGUACUUGUAUCCCGACGAAUGUUUUAAGUAAGAACGAUAGGGGAACGCUUGAUCUUUUAGGCUCGCCUUACUAGAUAUUUUUAGACUGAAAUAAGAGGAAAUGAUCUCACCAAGUUAUUCGCACAUUGUGUCGUUCACUAGUCUUCCAUAAAGUUCACCAAUGAGCCGCCACAGGGCGUGAAGCCAGGACUGAAAAGAACCUACGCUGGUAUCACCCAGGAUCAGCUGGACAUUACUAACAUGCCACAAUGGAAACCUACUCUCUAUGCUGUUGCCUUUUUGCAUACCGUAGUUCAGGUAAAACUGGCGCUAUCAGUGACUGUUUAACACUUUGUAGGGGCCUUACCUAGGCUGCGAACGGCAGACGUUUCUCCUUGCUCGUCGCCACUGAGGGACGUUUCGCGAGGAGAAACGUCUUCCGUUCGCAGGCUAGGGCCUACCCACGAUUUAAAAACACAUAACCGCCCAUUCGGGAAGCAAGGGAUGGCGUAGUGGUGAGAACGCUCGCCUCCCACCAGUGUGGCCCGAGUUCAAAUCCCGGCGUCAACGCCAUAUGUGGGUUGAGUUUGUUGUUGGUUCUCUCCUUUGCUCUGAGAGGUUUUUCUCCGGGUACUCCGGUUUUCCCCUGUCCUCAAAAACGAACAUUUCCAAAUUCCAGUUCGAUCCACUUUGUGGAUGUGCUAUCUACAAAUCAUUCCUUAUUUAUUUAUUUAUUUUAGUAUUAAUGACCAAAAUUCACACAAUACCUCUUUCUGUCAUGAAGACAAGUGAUUACGAUACACUGACAUCUGGGUUUGUCUUCUUUGUUUUUCGGCGCGUCAAUAAUAACAAACUUCAGUGCGAGUAUAUUCCUGUUUCUCAGUGAUAACUCGUGAUUUGUAGAAUGAGUCUUAAAGUAGUUAUUGAAUGGUUUCAACAGGCGGUCCAGAUAACCUUGCCGAGGGCAUGCACUUCACCCCACCUUAGCCAGAGUUGGACCAGGGCUCAAAUGCAUGACAAAUGUUGAGUCUAUCUUACGCAUCAACCGGGGUUUUACUUGCUAAAUAAUCGUGCACUAGUACACUCUUAAAACUUCAAACGUUUUCGUUCAAUUACAGGAACGGCGCAAGUUUGGUCCACUGGGCUGGAAUAUUCCUUAUGAGUUUAACCAAGCGGACUUUGCAGCGAGCGUGCAGUUCGUGCAGAACCAUUUGGAUGAUAUCGAUCCGAAAAAGGUGAAGUAUUUGGCAACUAUAAUGGUGAUACUUGUUUUGUUUUUUUGUUCCAGAGGGAGAUACGUAUUAUGUCUCUUUUAAUUUGCUUCCUCCAAUAACGUGAAAAGGGGCCAUUUUCUAUCUGUGCCAACUGAUUUUCAGUUCGUGGCAGUUUGCUCUAUUUACUCAAUCACUGUGAUCGAAAGAGAAAGGAAGAGCGAAGUGAUAUCCAAUAAUUGCAGUCAAAUCAAUCUACCAUAGCAAUGCCCUAUGCAGCUAUUAUUACAUUUUACUGGUACGUGUCAAUUGUAGGGCGUGUCCUGGAACACGGUGCGUUACAUGCUUGGAGAGGUGCAGUAUGGAGGCCGUGUCACAGAUGAUUAUGAUAAGAGGCUCCUCAACACUUUUGCAAAGGUAACUUUCAGCCAUUUUCCUCUCAACCGUCUUUUUGCUGGUUAGGGAUUUAACGGGACUCCUGAAUUGUACCAUCUAGGACAUUGGUAAGUAAGUAAGUAAAGUGAAAGCUUUAUUAAUGUGUCAGUGUAUUUAGUUUUCACAACUAAUUGGGGACAUAUAUUUCCUUUCAUUACACAAACUUCGCCAAUGACGCAUACACAUAAAGAGCACCGAAGUGAAGUACAACGGCUUUUCUGACCAGUUCGUCCCGCGUCAGCAUCCCUAAAUCAGAGAUUAAUUGUAUUUCUUCCAUAUACUAAAACACCGAUGACUGCGAAACUUUCGCUGCCCCCUAAAAAGGUAGACAUUGCAUUUUACAUGUUAACAGACUCACCUCUACUUGUACUAGGUGUGGUUUGGAGAGCAUAUGUUCACCGAUGACUUCUGUUUCUACACUGGAUACAAAAUCCCCAAAUGCCGCAGUUUGGAGCAGUUCUUUGAAGCUAUCCAAGCGCUUCCAUCUGUUGAUACUCCGCAAGUCUUUGGUUUGCAUCCUAAUGCUGAUAUCACGUAAGUACCUUCAAAAAAUUUUCUAAGGACAUUUCCACGGUACCUUAGCUAAGAAACUAAUGUAUUCAGCUAAAGUGUAUUUAACAUAGUAACUGCCGUUCAAAUUUCAUUCUAGCGAAAUAGUGGAAGGAACUAAAUAUUUUUAAGAUUGUUUUCCGACUUUCACAUUCACGUGCAAAACUCUGGAAUCUAUAUUUUGGCUUUCCACAGAGUUUCUUAACUUGGAGGACCGUACUGAAAACUGAAGGUUGCUGUGGCAGGUGGUUGCUAAGCCUUAAGGAGAUCUCUCUGAGUUCUCCUUGUGACUUUUAGUUAUUCCCAUUAAGUUAUUUUUCUUGAUGUAAUAUUCUCUAGUCUCAUUUAUUUUAUUAAAUGUAGUUUAUGAAAAUUUUUGUGUAUUUUUUAAAACUUUUGAUAGUGUUUUCAUUAAAAGUUUAGAAAACUUGGAAAGUACUUCAUGGUGAAUAAAAACGCGAACUUCGACAAAGCCAUUAUGCCAAUGUCAUGGUAAUCGGCGAGCAAACUGUCAUUAUCUGAAUAUACUUACUACUUCCUUUAUAAAGUUUCUAAUUUAUCUUUCAGUUAUCAGAGUAAUACCGCCAAAGACGUGCUGGAUACUAUCAUGAGUAUUCAACCCAAGGACUCAGGGGGAGGGUCUGGGGAGACCCGUGAGAGCGUGGUUACAAGGCAAGCAGACGAUAUGUUGGAGAAACUCCCUAACGACUAUGUACCACAUGAGGUAACAAAGCUUACGGGAGAUUAUAGCGGAGCCCUAACGCCCACGAAGCGCGCGUAGAGGAGCAGCAUAGAAAUGUUUUUGAAAAAAUCGUUCGCCCCUACGUCCUCCCUCUCAUGUUAGCGGAUGUGAAAUGUCGCACUUACUCGUUUGGAGAUCCAUGUUUUGGUCAAUUGAUAGCUGUCAACAUAACGUGUCCGCUAAUCAGUGUCACAUGACUGUAUCUCGGGCUCAGGUGUACAACUGCCAGUUAUUGUUUUCAAUUGAUCGCAGGUUCUGAUCCGUUUUUUAUGAGGAAUUCAUCUUGCUUCUUGCUUAUGGCAAAAGCUGAAUUUCUUCAGAAGGGCAUUUCUUAAAAGAUCCCUCGAAAGCUCCGCUGUGGUUUUGGAAUUAGAACUCAAAUAGUGUUGUUCUUGUAAAGGCAAGGUAGCUUACGUGAGUCACUUGUACUUUCUUAACCGCCCUCGUUGUUAAGCGGAUGCUUCAGUAAUGUUUCUAUCUACAGGUGAGAGCGCGGCUUCAGAAGAUGGGAGCUCUGGCGUCCAUGAACAUUUUUCUCAGACAAGAAAUUGAUCGCAUGCAGCGAGUGAUCAGCUUGGUUCGACAAACAUUGACUGAUCUCAAACUGGCCAUAGAAGGAACCAUUAUAAUGAGCGAGGUAACGAAAGGUUUCCCCGUAUAUCGAACCAUCUCCCUUAUUAUUAAAAUGAUUGUGUACUGUUUGAAGCCUGGAAGGGAGGCGUAUCACCGUUACUCCAAAAGACAACAAGAAUAAGUCACCAUUGUCUUUUAUCUCACCCACCUUUCAGUAUUCCUGUUCAGUGAUCAUUUCUAACGAAACGCUUCCAUAUUAAGGAUAUUUUAAGGUGAAAGCGAACAAGGCUUGCGUGUGGUCCCUUAAAGUACUAACGGAUGAAAUAUAACGCAUUUCCAUUUAAAAUAGGAUUCUCCGGGUCAUAAAAAAAUCGCCCUUUUGAAAAGUUGCUUUUGAAGCGUGGAAUCUGAGAUUUGUUUAACAAGGAAAACCUCGUUCGCCAAGUCAGUUAUGUGAUCCGUCCAAGGUUUCUUUCACUGUUAUUUUCUUCGUAAAUCUCAAGUAUUCUACCCUGGGUGUCAGAAACUUUUCAUGCUCGGUUACUGGUUUCGGUCAAGUCAAACCUUUUCUCGCGGCUUCGCCGUUCGUGACUUCGGCCUUCGGCCGAAGAUCUGUCGGUCUUGUAGCCGACCCAAGCAUCCAACCGCAAGCGAGAAAAAACCUCUGGUACCCAAGAAAGAAACAAAGAGUUUUGUUAUUCGCCGCUGUACUUUUGUGAUUGCCUUCACACCACUGCUGUUGUUCUAUAGAACUUACGGGAUGCAUUGGACAAUAUGUAUGACGCUAGAGUUCCUGCACUGUGGAGAAAAGUAAGGAUUUAUCUGAAUAACCUAGAAAUGAUCCAACCCAUGGUUUUCCUUGGUUUUUCCUACGUGUUUUCUUGUUUUGAACUUUGCUGCUCUGUCAUACUGUUGCGAAAUAAAGAUAAAAAUCAAGUAUGCUGUGCAAGAGAAUUAAAAACUCACUAGUACACGUCAAUGUCGUCGAAGUCUUAGGUAGCGCAAAAGAAAGAUUUAAACCUUCCUCGUUGAUUUGGUCGAUGCCGCACUGGACGUUUUUUCUAGUUGCUGGCAAUUCUUUAGUAGUAUCUCUGGAGACAAUUUAAAAUAAUAUCUUUCCGUAGAUCCUUUUGCUACCAAAGUGCGAAAAAACUAGGAGCAGUAGCAAGAUAAUUUCUUAUUCUUGUGAUUCUGGUUUUCGCUAUUUAAUGAUAUAGAGUCUAUAAAGAAUAUAAAAAUUCUUAAUUGUUUAUUUUAUCCCACAGAUUUCAUGGGAGUCAUCUACUUUGGGCUUUUGGUUCACGGAGUUCCUAGAACGAAAUAACCAGUUUUCCACGUGGAUAUUCAAUGGCCGACCAAACGUAUUCUGGAUGACGGGCUUCUUUAAUCCCCAGGGCUUUCUUACCGCCAUGAGGCAGGAGGUCACGCGUGCGCACAAAGGCUGGGCUCUGGACUCUGUCGUGUUGCAUAAUGACGUCAUAAGGGCUAUGAAAGAGGAUAUAAACUCACCUCCAUCGGUAACUAGUCAAGUCCAUCACUUAAACCUCCCUAUCUGCUUCUCACCAACAAGAAGUUAGAGACUGUAAAAAAUCAUUGGGAAUUUUCGAAGUUGUGUUUGUGCUCGCUUCGGUAGACAAGUGUUAAAGGAGCUGUAUCACGAAAUUUAUCAACAUUCAAAAGUAGCAACUACCAACAAAUUGAGUGAAACAAGUAGUAUACAUGGAGCGAAAAUUUGGAGAGUUUUCCUCCCUCGCUCUGGAGCUCUUGCAAAACACUCUCCAAAUUUAUUCGCUCUCCAUACACUGCUAAACCAUUUACCAGAUUUCAACUUGGGAAGUAUUUUUUAUUAAAAAUAUAUUUUAUAUGAAAAUCUGACCGGUGUGGAUCCGCGCCGCCUAAAUACCAUUAUUUUGAAUUACAGGAGGGCGUUUACAUAUAUGGCCUGUACCUGGAUGGUGCUGGAUGGGAACGUCGAGGCUGUAAAUUGAUCGAACCUCAGCCCAAGGUUCUUUUCACUUUACUACCAGUCGUACACGUGUACGCAGUUAAUUCCACUGCGCCAAAGGAUCCAAGGCUUUACCAGUGUCCUGUCUACAAAAAGCCACAGCGGACAGACCUGACUUACAUCACCCCCUUGUGGCUCAAGACAGUACAGAGCCCUGAUCACUGGAUCCUCAGGGGGGUGGCCUUGCUGUGCGAUAUUAAGUGAAAAUAAUUCGUGUUAAUUUUUGAAAUCCCUUCACUUCUUAUCUGUUAUGUACAUCACAUGAUACUUCUAUUAACUGCAGUUUACAUUCCGUUCGCCUUUACUUUUUGAAUCUUUAGAAAGGUAAUUUGU